This is a messenger RNA of Podarcis lilfordi (Lilford's wall lizard), 64808 nucleotides long. The record is from the annotation of a GenBank genome assembly. NCBI's taxonomy places the organism in Eukaryota, Metazoa, Chordata, Lepidosauria, Squamata, Lacertidae.
AUGAAAUGUAGGUUUGGGUGAAUCGGUCAACUUUGCGUUCUCUCAGUUUCUUCCUUUUCAAAUCCUAAGUUCUGUUUCCCACAUUUGCACAUCAGUUUGUAAGUGUUUAAAAAAACAAGUUCUCAUGAAAAUUCAGCAGCAUUUUGGUGUUCAUUUCUCCUAACGGGCACAUCAUUGUGUGCAGUCUUGCUUCACGUAGUUUUGGAAAGCAAUUUCCUCUUAUUCACUUGCUUCGUACAUCUUCCUCUCUCCACCUUUCUGCCAGCCCCAGUUGAUAGUGGAAAGCUGAUAAACUUGCCAGUGUCAACCAACCCCAGAAAGAUGGUUUAUUUUUACCCCAUCAUCGGGAAUUGGAAAUUCUUUGCCAAGGUGAGCUAAACUCUAUGCAAAGGAGACCUGACUUUUGUGAUGAUGUGUUUUGUACAUACUUGCAGACCUCCUCCAAUGUCUUCAUUAGUGUGCCUAAAUGUGAGUGCUGUAUCCAUGAAUGGUAGGCAUGGGGAUCCAUGCCAGCCUUCUCCCAGCAUCCCCUUAUGCACCUACCCCACAUUGUGUCCCUUAUCAUCCGCACCUUGAACCGGACUUUAUCAAAGUUUCCCCCCGGAAAAUCCAAGUAUGUCCUGUCUGGCAGAUCACCCCAUGUUGUUGUUUAGUCGUGUCCGACUCUUCGUGACCCCAUGGACCAGAGCAUGCCAGGCACGCCUGUCUUCCACUGCCUCCUGCAGUUUGGUCAAACUCAUGCUGGUAGCUUCGAGAACACUGUCCAACCAUCUCAUCCUCUGUGCCCUCUCCUUGUGCCCUCCAUCUUUCCCAACAUCAGGGUCUUUUCCAGGGAGUCUUCUCUUCUCAUGAGGUGUCCAAAGUAUUGGAGCCUCAGCUUCAGGAUCUGUCCUUCCAGUGAGCACUCAGGGCUGAUUUCCUUCAGAAUGGAGAGGUUUGAUCUUCUUGCAGUCCAUGGGACUCUCAAGGGUCUCCUCCAGCACCAUAAUUCAAAAGCAUCCAUUCUUCGGCGGUCAUUGUUCUUUAUGGUCCAGCUCUCACUUCCAUACAUCACUACUGGGAAAACCAUAGCUUUAACUAUAGGGACCUUUGUUGGCAAGGUGAUGUGCUAAUUGACACUCUUGAAGAACUAUAAAAGGGGCAAGGGGUAUUUGUCUCUUCUUUGGCAUCCCACUCAGUAGACAAGGAAAGUGGAGGGUGGAAAGAAAAAGAGAAAGAGAAAGAAAGAGAGAGAAUAGAGUGAUCCCACCCACUACAGGCUCUGGUCAGCAUGCAUCCUCAGAUAGAAAAGAGGCCUCCUUCUCCUGCCACAAACUGCGGAAAUCCGACUCACACACCACUCUGGAUUCUGAGGCUCACAUGUUUACAAACCUGCCUUGAUGAGUAUUAUUGGCUAUGGCUAUCGGGAAAUCUUCAAGCAUAUGCUUGUUUGUUUUUAAAAAGAAGGUUCAGUACCUAAUAGCAGCUGCCAAAAUAUUUUUUGGCACGACUUUGGAAGGACUCUAAAGUGCCAGAUGUUAAAAACACGGUUAAGAUGUGGGAUGUUGUGUGUUUGUGUGUGCGUUUGUGGAGAAAGUAACCAAUUAUAUUAAAUUGAGAGAGGCCAGAAUUUCUACAGAUGCCUGCCAAGUAAAAUGACUCUUGGGUAUAUAGUCUUGGUUCUCUGCUGGGUUGGUGAGUUGGAGAAAUGGGUUGGAGAAAUGAUCCAGAAAUUGGUCUUUGCUUUGUGUUGCCGAAAGACACUUGGACUACUACAGUUCUUGAGAACUCUGCAGAUUAAAGGGCUAGAAAUAACAACAACAACAACAACAACAACAACAACAACAACAAUUGAAGAUGCUGAAUAUUACGGUGACAAGUGUUAUUUUCCACCCUAGCUGUGCAGUACCAAAAUUCACACAUGGCUCUACCUGAACUUUCGAGGUGCAUUGCAUAGGACAGUAUCCCCAUGUCACUUAAAUCUACCCAUAUGGAGUUAAUGCACAGCUACAUCUGGACCACUCCUGUCCCCGUACUGAUGCCAGCAAAAGGGAUGCUGGUGGUGCAGAUGCGGGGAGUGGGAUUCUUCCAUCUGCUUUUUACAAUGGCGAUGUUUAGUACUGCCCAGGUGCUGUGUGCUGUAUUGAUCCCUAUAUACUCCCCUUUUCCCAGCAGCUGCUCCUAGUGCCAUCUGAAUAUUACAAAACUGCCGGUAUAAUGAAACUGGUCCUGGCAUGUUAAGCAAGUAUGUGGAAUUCAUAGAUAAUCUGGAUCUUCUCCUCCUGGUGGUAUUAGGAGCAGUUUUCUUUCUCUGGUGGGCUGCAGCUAGUAGACUCCGUGGAAAAGCACAGGAGGGGAGAGUGUUGUUGUGCAUGUGCUUUUCCUACGGGCAUCUGGUUGGCCACCGUGAGAACAGGAUGCUAGAUGAGAUGGUCUGUUGGCCUGAUCCAGCACAGCUCCUCUUAUGUUCUGAAAAACCAGAAAGAGAUGAUGGGUCAUAUUUUAUACUUAAUGCACCCAGUCUUCAUUUCUGCAACCUGUAUUGGUUUUCUUUCUUCCCCUCAUCUUGAAUGCCUACAAUCUGAUGUACAUGUAUUUUUGUUUAUUCGUUUUAAAAAUAAAUCAUGAUGCGCAGGAGGGGGGUUGGCAUUUCCCUCUACUCUCCCCAGUUCACGCAGUGCAGGUGGAUCAGGGAAAAUUGGGCCAAGAGAUGCUUGCAAAUCCGAGGCAGGACGAAACUUGGGGGAGCCAGCAUGAUUGGACAAACAGACCAAGAGAUUCAUGGACUUGCUUGCCAGCUUGGACUGCCAGCUUAUCAUUCAGCUCCUGUGUCUCUUAGCGUCGGAUUGGAGCACUGAUAAUCCAUCGUAAAGAGCAGUUGCUUUUUUGCAUCACAUGGUUAAAAUGCGACUUGUAAAUAAGCAGUGUGAAUUUAUUUUAUUUUAUUUUUGGUUAUGUGAAGUUGAGGGCAGGGUUGCCUUGAACCGGGUCAUUUCUAUCCAAGCAACGGCAGGGUUAGCCGAGAUGUCUGAGCGAAGAGCUGGCCGUGGCUCCUGCUGGGCAGGGAUCUCUGCUCCACAUGCCCUGCAACUUCCUGUCGGCGCAUAAUCCCCCUUAAUCCUGCUUUGGCUCUGUUAAUUUCCCUCCUUUCCUCUUUUUCCGAUCCGCUUUCUCCGUGGCGGUGCACGGCUUCGCCCUCUUCCUCUGCCGGGCAGGCAGCUGCGGGAGCAGCGGUGGCCUGCCGACCUUCCAGGCUGUCUCCAAAGCGCCUCGUACCAUGCGGCAGGGGCCCUGGGAUGGUGGUGCCUGAAUGUGUCCCAUUCUCUCUGUCUUACAGGCUGUGCAGUCUCCGCCUGAAGAAGCUGACCGUGCUGAGGGAACUGGACAAGGAGCUCAGCUCUGUGCUCAUUGCUGUGAAGAUCCAGGUAAGCCGCUGAUCUCGUGUCCUCAGGUAUCUCUGGUUAUGCGACAGGUGCCUCUCUUUGCCAUCUCGCUCCUACUGCCUCUCCAUCUUCAAGCUGUUACUUCUUUCCAUUGUGCCAGACAUCUAGCCCCUGGCCUUUACAUGGGGGCUACUUCUUGCCUGUUUUCUGCAAGACUUUUUUUAAAAAUAGAGAUGGAGGAAGGGCACCACCCUCCAUGUCUCUGUACAUUGACCUUUGACUUCUAGGAAACAGCGAGUGUGAUAAAUGUGUUGGAGCCGGCAGGCUGCUAUAGAAUGACGAGAUUGUUUAGGAAGGGCCCAGAAGGGCAAAACGUCUUCCUCCUUUGUGCAAAACUUUGUUUACGAGCUCGUGGACUUCCCUAAAUUGCUCUGCUAUUGCUUCAUUCUUUUUGUUUCGAGAACAUAGCUCAUCUCAUUCACUUUAAGGCAAGGGAGGGCUAUUAUCUCGGACAUGGAAACUCAGAAAGUGGGACCAGCCUUUUGCACCCUGUAAGUCAAGGAUAGGGAGCCUGCAGCCUUCCAGCGGUUGUGGGACUCCAACUCCCAUUUGUGCCAGCCAGCCUGGUCAAUGGUAAGGGAUGAUUGGGGUUAGAGUCCAGGAACAGCUGGAUUGACAGGUUUCCAUCUUUCCCCUAGCUUCCUAUGUUCUAGGAGUUAAAUAGAAGUCUAGGGUCUGUUUGGAUCUGGGUUUGUGGUCUGUCCUCCCUGGUAUGGCUGUAUCUUGUUGAUUUCCAGUCCCUCAGCUGGGGAAAAACCCUCCACAGCUUUAUUUUCUUAGCAUCUGUCAAACAAAGAUUUACCAAAAAAUAUAUAAAUUGAACAACCAAAUGAAUGGAAUUAAGCGCGCCAACAGAAUUAUGCAGAUUCAUGCGACCCAUUUCUGUCUCAAAACUCAGAGCAGAGUUCUGCAACAGGAAACCAGUCCCCAUCAGGCCGUCUUGCCAGGAAUCGCUGGGAUUGUGGCCUCGUUGUGCUCCAGGGUAGGCACCCGCAGAGCACAAAUCUCCCUAUCUUGGGCCUGCCUCAAAUGCUGGACCGAGGGACCGCCUCGUAAAGCAAAGAAGCCAUCUCGUAAAUGAGACAAACUGCCGUUUUUAAUGAAAUAUUUGCCUAUCGCAAGGGAGGCCUUGCAUUUUGAACUUUGGAAAUGCUGUCAGGGGCGCUUCAGCCUUCUGUGUUUUCUGCUUUUCUUGGAUCCCUUCCACCUGGGGAUUUUGAAUGUGCUGUUCUUGUCCCUUGGGGCUCAUAACCUUCUAGGAGUAAAGAAAUAUAUGGCGUGCAUUACAAGGAUAUAUGGGUACAGUCUCUGAAAGGGUAGCUACCCCGCAGCGCCAGAAUGCAGCAGCUAUUUCGUAGCCUUCAAGCAGUUAACACACAAUGGGAUAGAAGGAGGAGCAGGAGGAGAGUUUUUGUUUAAGUAUUUAUUUAACAAUUUUUAUGUACUGCUUGAUUGCAAGAAAACUUUUAAAUUUUUAAGAAAUGUGUUAAAAUUAUCAGUAGAAACAAUUAACACAGGUAUUUGAAAAUCAUAGAAUCAUAGAGUUGGAAGAGACCACAAGGGCCAUCGAGUCCAACCCCCUGCCAAGCAGGAAACACCAUUAGAGCACUCCUGACAUAUGGUUGUCAAGCCUCUGCUUGACAAUGUUCAGGAAUGAUUUAAAUUAACAGUAGCGAAAAAGAAAUAAAGGGCCUGUAACUUGUACGUGUCUCGGAGGCUUUCCUAAAGAAAAGUGCUUUGUGCGGGCAGCAGAAAAAGUUCAGCGCCUGCCUCAUGUCAAUAGGCAAGGAGUUCCAAAGUUAGAUGAGUGGGGGUAUAAGUAAUACAUCAUCAUCAUCAUCAUCAUCAUCAUCAUUUAUUAUUUAUACCCCGCCCAUCUGGCUGGGUUUCCCCAGCCACUCUGGGCGGCUUCCAACACAAUAUUAAAAUACAGUAAUCAUCAUCAUUCUGCAGAAGGUAUUGAAUAAGAACUUUCCUAAAUGGGGCGCCAGAAGUAAAAAGAUCAGCCUACUUUGCAUCUUAUAGUUUUGAGACAUGUACUUGCCUAUGUGCUUAAAACUGAAAUGUUUGAAUGAGCAAGCAUGUAUUUAAGCAGACACAUGUCAUAACACACCAGCCUUCCCCAACCAACUACCCUUUAGGUGUUGCUGGAUGACAACUCUCAUCGGACCCAGCUGGCAUAGCCAAUAGUGAGGGGAGUUGUCAUCCCAACAGCAUCUGAAGGGCACUAAGGGACAGCUGAUAUAGGCAAAAUCCAGGGAGCCACAGGUGUAUGAAGCUCCCUGUCGAGUGCACGCUUGGUGACAAACCUAAAUUUGUGGCUAGAAUUUCUAGCGGUGCUUGGAGUACAGGGGGCGGCAGAGUGGCCCCUUCUCCUUUUCUGACAGCUCCUUAGCUCUCGUUUUUAGAAGACUAUAUUGGGCACUGUUUGGCUAAAGUUGAGGACAAUCAGGGCAUGUGAUGGUGAUGUCAUGAACUUCUUUGCCCUCCCCUUCUAAAAUGCAUGCAUUGUUCGUAGGAAGGAGGGGGAAAUCUCCUGGAUCUCUCUAAUAAUGAUUUGGGCCCAGGUAGUAGAUAGUUAUUGUAAUAAUAGCCCUUUUGAGCAGGGUGGGUGGGUGCGUGGGCAGAAGGUGGGUCUCGGUCUACUGCUAGAUUUCUGGGCAUUGUGCAAAAGAUCAGCAAAGAUCUCUUUAAUGUUCCCAACGAAAUGAUCACUCCCAUCCCCUUCAACGUAGACUGCUGAAAUGAAGGAAACUUGAGCUAACCAGGCAUGGUUGCUGCCUUUUUCUGUGGAAGCCCAGUGAGCUCAGACCAGUAAAUCCCUGUGCUAGCAGCAUCCUGCUAUUUAAUUUAAAAUGUGAGGCUUUUGCACCAGGCCCCAGUUGUUGGAUCUCUGGGUUUUAGAGAAACACAGAGUAGAUCCUGCAAGCCUGAAAUCUGCCCGCCCCUGCCACAGAAGAGCUUUUCGGAAAAGCUGCCUUAUACCGGAACCACUCAUUGUCCAUUGAGUCUAGUGUUGUCAGCUCUGACUGGCAGGAGCUCCCCAGGUUCUCAGGACAUUGUAUCUCCUUCCACCCAAUCCUUCCCCCGCCCCCAGUGUCACCCACUGAGCUGCAGCUCCCUCCCUUUCUUGCACACCUGUUGGCAAAUCCUUUCAUGUUGAAGAGGACUUGCGGUCUGUUCUGAAAGGCCCCCCAUCCCCAAGUCUUCCCAGACUUCCACUCUUCCCUUUCUAGUGAAUGUGUCAAGAGAAGGAUGGUUGUAUUGAAAGAAGAAAGUGGGAGAGCUCAGUCAGUAGAGCAUGAGGUUGAUGAUCUCAUGGUUAUGGGUUCAAGCCCCAUGUUGGGCACAAAAGGGGUUGGACUAGAUGAUCCUUGUGGUCCCUGCCAACUCUACGGUCCUAUGAUUCUAUAUUGCUGAGCAGACAUAUUUGGAUCCUUACCUCAGUACGCAGCAAGUCUCUGUCCUCCUCCUCCUCUAGCCAAGUUUUGUUUUGUUUUGUUUAUUUAAUUGCUUACUUAUUUUGUAAACCACUUGCUCAGAAAAUAAAUUCUCUAAGCAAUGUAUAAGUCCAUGUUUAUGUGUGUGUGUAUACACCAAAUACAGUGGUACCUCGGGUUACAUACGCUUCAGGUUACAUACGCUUCAGGUUACAGUCUCCGCUAACCCAGAAAUAGUACCUCAGGUUAAGAACUUUGCUUCAGGAUGAGAACAGAAAUCGUGCUCCGGCGGCGCGGCAGCAGCAGGAGGCCCCAUUAGCUAAAGUGGUGCUUCAGGUUAAGAACAGUUUCAGGUUAAGAACGGACCUCCGGAACGAAUUAAGUACUUAACCCGAGGUACCACUGUAUACAUAAAACCAUAAUUAAAAUCAAUAAAACGUUGGAAACAAAUGUUAGCUAAAUCACUAGGCUUUCUGAAACGGAAAAGUUUCCAGUGGGCACCUAGAAAGCGCAGCGAAGGUGCUGACCGAAUGUCAAUUCCCCCAUCCGCUGACCUUCUCCCUCAUUCUGCAGCAAGCGGAGCAGAGCAAGAUGGGUGCAUAAAUUCCUUUGAUGGAAAUAAAGGCCUCGCCACCCCUCCCUCUCCCAGCUUCCUGGCUGUGCCCUUCUUGUGCUCUUGUCAGCUGUUUCGUAAAGCCGCUGAUGCUCCCGACAGCAGGCAGGGGCGAAGGGCCAGCGAGAGCUUUGCGUCCUGCCCGGGCGUUUCUGUGCACUGCAGUCAUUAGGAUUUAAAUCCGGGAUUAGUAGCCGAAGCUGGUGUGUGUUUUAAAGUCGCCCCGGGGCCUGGUCUUCACAUGCAUAUCGAGGGUUGUCCAAAUGGCAUGUCCGAAUGGGAGCCACAGGGAGGCAUGGUGCGCAGAGAACAGCUGGCCAUGUGAUACCCACACGCCCUGCAUUGGAUGGAGACGUUUCAGAGCCAUGCUUGGAAAUCUAUGUGUUGUGCAUAAGGCCCAGCCUCAAAGAAAACUAGCGAGACUCUAAUAUGGCAGGUUGUGGUGGAGGUUUGUAGGAACAACCAUGUUUAUUGAGUCAAAUUCAGCCGUGAUAUGGGGCAGAAAUUUUUCUAGUGCUUUAUUUUUCUGCAGAAAAUUGGGUGGCCGCUGGCUGCAAAGAAUCAUCAAGCUUGGCAAUUUCAGAGUUUUUAGCUUUGUUUACCAACUACAAGGGUUUUUUUAUCAUACGUGCUAAAUUAGAUCAUUCUCUAGGGCAGGGCUUGGGAACUUGUGGCCCUCCAGAUGUUGUUGACCUACAACUCCCAGCAACCCUGACCAGCAUUGGGAGCUGUAGUUUGGAGGUGGUUGGAGGAUGGAUGGUGGCUAACAGAUUGAGGUUGAAUCCUGACAAGGCAGAAGUACUGUUUUGGGGGGCGGGGGGGAGGGCUCCCUGGUCCUGAAUGGGAUAACUGUGCCCCUAAAGGACCAGGUGCACAGCCUGGGAGUCAUUUUGGACUCACAGCUAUACAUGGGGGCACAGGUCAAUUCUGUAUCCAGGGCAGCUGUCUACCAGCUCCAUCUGGUGUGCAGGCUAAGACCCUUCCUGCCCUUAGACUGUCUCGCCAGAGUGGUGCAUGCUCUAGUUAUCUCCUGCUUGGACUACUGCAACGCACUCUACGUGGGGCUACCUAUGAAGGUGACCCGGAAACCACAACUAAUCCAGAAUGCGGCAGCUAGACUAGUACUGGGAGUGGCCACCGAGACCACAUAGCACCGGUCCUGAAAGACCUACAUUGGCUCCCAGUACGUUUCCGAGCACAAUUCAAAGUGUUGGUGCUGACCUUUAAAGCCCUAAGUGGCCUUGGCCAGAUGGGCGGGGUAUAAAUAAUAAAUUAUUAUUAUUAUUAUUAUUCCCAAAGGAGCGACUCCACCCCCAUUGUUCUGCCCGGACACUAAGGUCCAGCUCCAAGGUCCUUCUGGUGGUUCCCUCCCUGCAACAAGUGAGGUUACAGGGAACCAGGCAGAGGGCCUUCUCAGUUGUGGCACCCACCCUGUGGAACGCCCUCCCAUCAUAUGUCAAGGAAAUACAGUCAUACCUCCGUUUACGUAAACUUGAGGAUGCAUGCCUGACAAACCAGGAAGUAUUUUACCAGGUUUUGCCAUGCGCGCAUGCACAGAAAACGGUCUGCACAUGCGCAGAAACAGUCCUCAGGUUGCAGAAACCUCAGGAUCCUACUGGACCUCCGGAAUGGAUCCCGUCCACAACCAGAGGUACUACUAUAAACAGCUAUCUGACUUUCAGAAGACAUCUGAAGACAAUCCUGUUUAGGGAAGUUUUUAAUGUUGGAUGUUUUAUUGUGUUUUUAAUAUUCAGUUGGGGGCCGCCCAGAGUGGCUGGGGAAACCCAGCCAGAUAGGUGGGGUAUAAAUAAUAAUAAAUUAUUAUUAUUAUUAUUAUUAUUAUUAUUAUUAUCAUCAUCAUCAAUGACAACACCUGGAGGGUCAGAUGUCCUAGAUUAUAGCCAGCAUCAUUUAACAAUGAGGCGUGCUUUUAAUGAUGGAGUGCGGGUUUUUUUUAAGUGGGUUCCACUUAAAAGAAAACUAGGUCACAGUGCGAAAGGGGACACAGGAGUUUGUGGAGGGUGUGAGGGGAAAAUAAAUACUAGAGUGGAUAGAAAGCAUGUCACUUCCUCUCUGCAGUGCCCCAUUACUUCACCUCUCCCCCAGUCUCCUAUAUCACUCCCCUUGCCCCACUCAGAGGCGUAGGAAGGGGUGUGUGGUGGCUGUGGCCUGCCCCGGGUGUCAUGACUGAGGGGGGUGACAAAAUGGCAGGCGAGUGGGCAGCACACCUCACGCUCGGCAGCGGCAGCUCUUUUGACCCGGCGGCAGAGAGCAGCUCUCCACAGCUGUGGCGAGGCGCACCCGGCCGCAGCAGCUCCCUUACCGGCUCAUGUCUGAACUGUGGCGCAUGGGAGGGCACCCUCUGCGCCCCGCGCCCCUUGGGAGUGCGCCCGACCUGGGCAGCACAGGCAUAUGCUCUGCUGCUGUCCCCACUAUCUUUAUGGUCACUCUGCUUUCUGUUCAGCAACCAAUCUAAGCUUUGAGAGGCAUAUACAAAUGAAAGAGGAAGUCUUAGAUGGUGCUCGUCCCACUUCUUCUUUCUUGUCUAUCUUAGGGUUGUCAUAUGUCCGGAAUUUCCCAGUCAUACCCGGAAUAAUGCAGUUGGAAGCAGUGUCCAGACAGACACAAUGGUAAAAUGUCAGGGAAAAUCUGGACAUGGCAGCCGUGUCUUUUGCUGGUUUUCCUUAAACAUAGCUUUAAAAAUUGUCAAUUUUUCUUUUGCUUUUUUGCAAAACAACGCUUGUGUCCGGAUUUUUGAAAUAUGUAUGCCUUAGUAUGUUCUCUUCUCAAGGCUCCGAUCUGCACCUCAGCAAAGAAUAUAAUGCAGUGGCAACAAUGUUAACAAUCCUUAAGUCUUAACUAACAGUUUACAUCAAUGUUAGCCACCAACCUCUCAUAUACGACUCUUUAUAUGUGGUAUAUAAAUCUAUAAAGCAAAACAAACAAUUCUAAGAGAGCAACCUUUAAGCAAAAACGGUCCAAAGCACACCAGCAACAUUGAAGCCAUAAGCACCUCCAUGGGGAGGAAAUUCUACAGCCUGGGGGACAGCACAGAAAAGGCCCUGUCUCUUGCCCCCGCCAGCCAAAUCAGUCUGACAGGCGGGCACGCAAGCGGGGCUUCAAAGGCAGAUUUUAACCUGACAGGUUUGUAAUGGUGUUGGUAAGAAGUUGUCAACCUUUUGGGGGCCCAAAAGAGAAAACACAAAUACAUUUAUUAUACCCACCUAUGAAUUCUUAAAGGCCACCCCCCCCCCCCGGCUGAAAGGUGAGCGAAAUCCUGGAGGAUUUCUGCGGCUGGCUGUAGUGUUGAGCUGGGCUGUCCACAACACUGUUUUCUUUAUAACGUCAUAAACACCCUGCCCUGUGUAUGCCACAGACCCAUGAGAUGUUGGCUUCUACUAAGUCAGCCCUUUGGUCCCCUUAGUUUAGUAUUGUCUACAUCAGGGUAGCCAGCAUGCCUUGUACCCCUCCCCCAGAUGUUUUGGUCUUCAAAUCCCAUGAGCUGUAGUUAGCGUGGUGAAUAGCCAGGGAUGCGGGAAGCUGUAGUCCCAAAUAUAUGGAGGGUAUCAUGUUGCCAACGCCGGUCUGCGGUGACUGACAUCAGCUCUCAAGGGUUUCAGGCAGGGGUCUCUCUCAGUCCUAGCUGGAGAUUUUGGGGGCUUUGCACUGUGGGAAAUUUAAAUGGUGAUGCUAGGAAAUCCAACCACCCAGCUGUGUCUUCUGUUGGUGUGGGUGGGAUACGUGGAUGUUGACAACAGGCCCAGUAUGAACUGUUCCAGAUUUGGACUACUCCAAAAGAAGGGUAAGACUUUCUUCCUGUGCCUGCUGUUCCCUUCUGCGAUUGCAUCUAUAGGAUCCACAGUCUGCAGGUUGCAGCAGAAUGAGAAACUGCUUGGGGUGGUUAUGUGGGUUCCAGUUGUAGCCCUUGGGGUGUGGUUUUUCUGCACGUCUGUAUACAGUCAUACCUCAGGUUAAAGUAGCUUCAGGUUGAGCGUUUUCAGGUUGCGUUCCGCAGCGACCCGGAAGUAACGGAACGGGUUACUUCCGGGUUUCGCCACUUGCGCAGGCGCAGGCGCUCAAAAUGAUGUCACGCGCAUGCGCAGAAGCAGCGAAUCGCAGACCCGCAGACGUGGGUUGCAUUCUGCUCAGGAUGUGAACGGGGCUCCAGAACGGAUCCCGUUCACACCCAGAGGUACCACUCUACAGUGGUACCUCGGGUUAAGUACUUAAUUUGUUCUGGAAGUCCGUUCUUAACCUGAAACUGCUCUUAACCUGAAGCACCACUUUAGCUAAUGGGGCAUCCUGCUGCUGCCGCGCCGCCAGAGCAUGAUUUCUGUUCUCAUCCUGAAGCAAAGUUCUUAAUCCGAGGUACUAUUUCUGGGUUAGCAGAGUCUGUAACCUGAAGCGUAUGUAACCUGAAGCGUAUGUAACCUGAGGUGCCACUGUACUCAGAAUUUUCCGGCGAUAACAAGAACCGAGUGUGUCAGGGCUUGGUUCGUGCUGAAAAUGGGAGUGGGUGGCAAAAAUAGGUUCUGAGAGUCAGAGGCGCUGAAUGUGGGACUAUAUCUGAACUGAGUGCUAAGAAGGCCGUUUAUCUGCCGGCUUAAGUUCUAAUGUUUUAAAACAAUUUAGCUAAUGUCUGUAGCAGCUGUGAUACUAACUGUGUACUCUACUCUUGCCAUCAGUGUAGUAUUUUUCCAUUGUAAAGUUUGAAUGCUGCCACCGUCAGAAGCCUGUGACAGCAAAUGCCAUUGUUAGAGCGGAUGGGAGAAAUGCCAGCGUGAACAUGAAGACUUAUCAGGGUUUUUAUUCCAUUAAAAAUUAAUGGAUUUCUUAAGCAACUCUGCAGACCUCAUCACACUCCUUUUUCAUAGUUUGCAUCUAAUUUUUCAGGACAUGCAAAUCGUAUGGUUCUUAUUAGAGUUUACUUGCAUCAUUUUUGCACCCUGGAUUGCAGCGGCUUUUUAAUGCAGUAAAGAGGAAUGAUUCCUCCCCCCCCCCCCCCUUUCCCCUACCGUUUUGUUUGUGCUUGUGUCUCAAAUGACUGGAGGGAUUUCUUUGAAACCAACCAGAAACAUGUUCAGAAAACAAGAAAACAUAUGCCCCAAAGGGUGAACAUUUCUCAAGACUUUUUAGUAUCUGGGACACACAGCCGCAGAAUGGAAAUGGCUUUGAGAAUGCAUUGUGGAGGCCUUUUGCCAUUCAAAACACUGGCUAGGCUGGAAGUGUCCAGUCCUGAGAGAUGGGAGUGUGUUAGGAAUACAAAUGGGGGCAUCUAGUUGACAGCAAUUCCCCCCCCCAAUGCCGGCUUAAUCAUGUUGCUGUGGCCUGCAGUGCAAUGAUGGCUGGGGUUUGCGUGGCUACCAUCCUAGAAAUCCUGCAAUAUGGCACAAAUGUCCAUACCUCUUUAUUUUAUUUUUUAUUAAUUAAAUUUAUAUCCCGCCCUUCAUCCAAAGAUCUCAGGGCCAUUCACAAGAUAAAAAUACGAAAUAAAAGCACAAUAUAGUUAAAACGAAACAAUAAACCCCCUCCCACAACCACAUUUAAAAGGCCAGGGAAUAUUAAUCAGACAAAGACCUGGUUAAAGAGGAACGUUUUCGCCUGGCGCCUGAAGAUGUAUAAUGAAGGCGCCAGGUGAACCUCCCUGGGGGGAGCAUUUCACAAACGGAGCCACUGCAGAAAAGGCCCCGUUCUCGUGUUGCCGCUCUCCAGACCUCUCAUGGAGGAGGCACACGAACAAGGGCCUCGGGAUGGUCACAGUCAGGAAUGGGGCUGUUUGUGUUCAACAUAUUCUGAUACCUAGGUUGGUGGUGGCGCUGUGGGUUAAACCACAGAGCCUAGGGCUUGCUGAUCAGAAGGUUGGCAGUUUGAAUCCCCCCGUUGCUCGGUCCCUGCUCCUGCCAACCUAGCAGUUCAAAAGCACGUCAAAGUGCAAGUAGAUAAAUAUGCACCACUCCGGCAGGAAGGUAAACGGUGUUUCCGUGCGCUGCUCUGGUUCGCCAGAAGCGGCUUAGUCAUGCUGGCCACAUGACCCGGAAGCUGUAUGCCAGCUCCCUCGGCCAAUAAAGCGAGCUGAGCGCCGCAACCCCAGAGUUGGCCACAACUGGACCUAAUGGGCAGGGGUCCCUUUACCUUUACCUAAGUUGGUGGCAGGGAUGCUAUGGGGAGACUGGCAAGCAGAGGCCUUAACUGAUGUGACUCAUCAUUUGCCCUUUCCGAAAGGAGCUCAGGGUGUGGGGUAUGUGCUUCUCCUCACCACCACCUAUUUUCUUCCCACAAUAACUCUGAGAAGGUGGCAACUGAUCCCAGCUCACUCUGUGAGCUUUAUGGCUAAGGUAAAGGCUGAAUGGGGAUCUUUAAAUCUGGGUGUCUCUAGGCCUAAUCCACCGCUGCAAUCCCACAGCUUCUCUUUUGCUGCACUCCCUGUUUGGGCAUUCAGAGUAACACAGGAGGGUUUAAACUGGGCAGUGGCAAGCAUGCGCCUGCCUGCUCCAUCCUCACCAUCUCAUGUUGAGCAUGAAGGGGGUUGUAAGUGUGUUCGGCUGAACGUUGUUUGUUUGGAGCAUUUGUGCCCCAAUUUGUUCAGCCGAAAAAGUGGCAAAAAAGUGGCAAAAAUGCUACUAAUUCAAAUCUGCAAACUGCAAACUGAUGCAGAAAUGUGGAGAACGGGCUGGCGGAAAACACACAAGAUUGACGGAUUUGCCCCACCCUAGCAAGCACUUGGAUCGACAGCUUCCUCAUCCUCCAGCCUCUUCCAGCCUUUGCAGAAAGGUGGACCUUCUAUAGGAGUGCCUGACAGCUGCCUCUCCCAGCUCCACCACCUGGGCGAGGGUAGACGAUGACGAUGGCAUAGUGAUGAGGAUGGUGGAUGGACCAUGAGCUGAAUUACCUUUGGCCUAAUUUGAAAUGGAGCCACCCCACUUCCUUAUCCCCCAUCCCGCUUUGAGAAUUGGUGGGAGUUGAGUGGAAGGAUGGAACAGCGAGGAGUCUGAAGUAGUCACGGCCUAUGGCAGGAAUGGGAAACCUGUGGCCUUCCAGAUAUUAUUGGAUGAUUCUUCCCAUCACCCCUGACCAUUGACCAUACUGACCAAGGCUGAGCCUCUUGCUUGCUGGAUGUAGGGAGAAGGGGGUGUUAGUGUGUGUAGAAACCAGUCCACUGUACGAAAAUGAAAUCGACAUUGGUUGUCAGUUGCCCAUCACUAGCAUGCUGCCCUCAAAAGAUUGCCCAAAAUGGAAAGUGGCCCUUGAACUGAAAAUGCUUUCCAAUGCCUGUUGUAAGAGUUCAGGACAGUAUAGGGAACCUCCUGGUGGUGCUGGGGUUGUUGUUGUUUAGUCAUUUAGUCGUGUCCGACUCUUCGUGACCCCAUGGACCAGAGCACGCCAGGCACUCCUGUCUCCCACUGCCUCCCGCAGUUUGGUCAAACUCAUGCUGGUAGCUUCGAGAACACUGUCCAACCAUCUCGUCCUCUGUCGUCCCCUUCUCCUUGUGCCCUCCAUCUUUCCCAACAUCAGGGUCUUUUCCAGGGAGUCUUCUCUUCUCAUGAGGUGCCCAAAGUAUUGGAGCCUCAGCUUCACGAUCUGUCCUUCCAGUGAGCACUCAGGGCUGAUUUCCUUCAGAAUGGAGAGGUUUGAUCUUCUUGCAGUCCAUGGGACUCUCAAGAGUUUCCUCCAGCACCAUAAUUCAAAAGCAUCCAUUCUUCGGCGAUCAGCCUUCUUUAUGGUCCAGCUCUCACUUCCAUACAUCACUACUGGGAAAACCAUAGUGUUUUCUAUACGGACCUAAUGAGUAAAACUGAAGUUUGGAGAGCUGCUGUGUUCCUCUCCUGCUUCCUGCCAGGGAGGAGAUAGAAAAGACAGGGAGGCAGAAGCUGAGGCCGGUCCAGGCUCAUUUCCUAUUUGCAUUUGAUUUCCACAGCACAAAAUGCUUCCCGGCAUGAAUAAUUACAGAGGCAGAGGAACAAAAACAACUUGUUAACUCAAUUUGUGGGUGAUUAUUUAGGUGUCACAACCAGCUGUUAAGAGGGUGGGAUAAUAACACCCAAAGAACAGAGAGGGAAUAAAAAUAAGGGCAAGAAAUUAACACAACAAGCCAUUCAGCUGAAAGCAGUGCUACCAAAUUCGCUUUUGAGAAAGCUGAGAUGACCAUGUCAUGUAAUUGAAACAGUGCGGAAACAUUUAUUUCCCAAAUUUUGGGCCAAUUUAUGAAAACAGAUUCAUAUAUUCGGUAAACUGAUGUGCAGUUUGGUCCAAACAAAAGAGGCAUUCCAUAGCUUCACUACCGACACCUCUUCCUUUCAGGUCAGCCUGUAUCUACCACAGCACUGGAAAUGACCCAUAGCUCAGUAGGUAGAGCAUGAGACUCUUAAUCUCGGGGUCAUGGGUUUGAGCCCCACAUUGAGCGAAGGAUUCCUGCAUUGCAAGAGGUUGGACUAGAUGACCCCCAUGUUCCCUACAAUUCCAUGAUAUUUCUUUGUUAUCUUGGCUCAUGGCCUGUGGAUCUUAGGAGCUUUGAAAUCAGGUGUUUGGUAUUGUGGUUUUGCUGAACUACAAUUUCCGUUAUCCCUGAACAUUUGUUGUCCUUGCUGGGACUGACUGGAGUCCAGCAGCAACCUCUGGAGGGCCACAGCUCUGUAUUACUAUAAAUUUUGGCAACCACUAUCAUUUGCAGAUGACACCAAACUGGGAGGGGUAACUAGAAUCAUAGAAUCAUAGAAUCAUAGAGUUGGAAGAGACCACAAGGGCCAUCGAGUCCAACCCCCUGCCAAGCAGGAAACACCAUCAGAGCACUAAUGCCACAGAAGACAGAAUCAGAAUUCAAAAUGAUCUUAACGUAUUAGAAAACUGGGAGCAAGCUAACAAAAUGAAUUUCCAUAGGGACAAAUGUAAGGUUCUGCACUUAGGCAAGAAGAACCAGAUGCACAAAUAUAGGAUGGGGAACACCUGGCUUACUAGCAGUACAUGUGAAAAGGAUCUAGGGGUCUUGGUGGACCAGAAGCUUAACAUGAGUAAACAGUGUGAUGCAGCAGCAAAAAAAGCUAAUGCUAUUCUAGGCUGCAUCAACAGAAGUAUAGAUCAAGGGAAGUAAUAGAAGCAUUCAAUUCUGCCUUAGUCAGACCACACUUGGAAUACUGUGUCCAAUUCUGGGCACCACAAUUUAAGAAGGAUGUUGACAAUCUGGAACGUGUGCAGAGGAGGGCAACCAAGAUUAUCAAGGGUCUGGAAACUAAGCCUUACGAGGAUCGUUUAGCCUGCGAAAGAGGAGACAGAGAGGAGCUGUGAUAGCCACAUGGAGGAGGGAGCAUGUUUGGCUUCAAGUUGCAAGAAAGGAGAUUCCGACUAAACAUUCAGAAAAACUUUCUGACAAUAAGAGCUGUUCAGCAGUGGAGCAGACUCCCAUGAGAGGUGGUAGACUCUCCUUCCUUGGAGGUUUUUAAGCAGAGGUUGGCUAGCCAUCUUUCAUGCUUUAGCUUAGAUUCCUGCAUUGCAGGGGGUUGGACUAGAUGAUCCUUGGGGUCCCUUGCAACUCUAAGAUUCUAUGAUUCUAUGGUUGAUAGGGAUGAGGGAGAAAUUCCAUUUAGUUCACAUUUAAAGGUGAACCUGACAAAUCCAUACCUUCCAAAAUAAUAUGCACGCCUUCCUUCAAAAUUUGCUCUUUUCCGAAUUUUGGAGUGCAGUUUUCCAGGCAGUUGAAGUAUACAAAAACAUCGCUAUGGUAAAGUGUGCAUAAAAAUUCAUAUAUUAGUGGAAAUAACAUACAAAUGCAUUAUAAGAAAUGUGUAUAUUAGGGGAAAUUACAUACAAAAAUCUGCUUGUUAGUAGAAUGUCCUAGUAAAAUGCUGGCAAAUUUCAUGACUGUAAUAUAAUAUAAUAUAAAUGCAAGUUGCUGCAGAAAUGUGGAGAAUGGAAUUUAAGGUUGGGAAAAUGAGAAACCGACAGGUCCAUACAUCCCUACUGUUUGAGAUACUGGUUCUUGUUCUCUAGAUGUUUUUGGGUCUCUGUUGAUGGGAAGGAUAUUUGUAUCCAGAGUUAUAUUAAUGUGGGUUAAGUAAGUUAUGUAAAGACAUAUUUAACUGUGAAUCGAGAGGGCUCCAUAAAUUGGAGAACAGGAUGGUAGAUAACUGCACUUCAAAGAUCUUCAAAGAAUGCCAGUUAGUUUUCUUUCUGGUAGUCAAGAGCUUCUGAAAACAUCCCAGAUACUUUUGAUUCCUGUCGGGAAGGUGGUUCUCCAGCGUUCCCUUUGUUCUUUAAAGAGUCUUUUUCAAAAAUGCAUUACCAUUAGGGGUGCAUCUUUGCAGCAAUGGUGGUUCCACCGUCAACUCUUAGAUCUACACUUUACAUCAAAUGGCUUCCCAAGAUAAGCUGUUUCUGCCUCCCCAUUGAAGGGAAGUGUUCAUUCUGACAGACAGUCUCACUCCCAGCAAGUGAUCUCUCUAGUCCCCUCCAGAUUGCCAUUAUUGUGUAGGGCAGGAUUCAUUCGCAUACCGGAAAUUUAUAUUUGAGCAAUUAAAGUGGAUUAAAGCACUCUGGCACAACAAAUCCACUCCCUCCCCCCUAUAAAACCCCUGACUUUUUGCAAUUAGGAGAGUGACAGGGAUAAACGUCUGAUUAACAGGAAGAUGUAUAACCCUCACCCAAGCAAAUCAGAAUGAAUGUUCAUUGGCAUGUAACCUCCCUGGCAAGCAAAUGAGGAUGAAUUCUCAAGAGGUCAACUGGAGGAGCAGGUCAAAUGGCUGGAUGCAAUUCUGCAGAACAGAUGGUUCUGAUAGUUACAAAAGAGUUAUCUUAAUAUAGCCCAGGUGUGUCUAACUUGUGGACUGCAGGUUGCAUAUGACAAAACUUCAGCAAGCCCACAACUUACACAGGGGUUACAUUCGGGGAUUGUGCCUAAGGCCAAAGUCGCUUACAGUCAUACCUUGGAAGUCGAACAGAAUCCGUUCGACUUCCAAAAUGGUUGAAAACCAAAUUGUGGCUCCUGAUUGGCUUCAGGAAGCUCCUGCAUCCGAUCAGAAGCCCCGUCGGACGUUCAGGUUCCAAAAGAACAUUCACAAACCGGAACAAUCACUUCCGGGUUUGUGGGGUUCGGGAGCCAAAGUGUCCAAGUUCCAGGGCAUUCGGGAUCCAAGGUACGACCGUAUAGUAAAAACCAUUUGUUGGUGGGUGUCAAGGAGCUGUCAGGCGAGCACAAGUCAUCUACAGAGCAGGAAAGAAUGUGAGGAACAAAAUGAAGUUAGCUUUUAUUCACAGGAAGUGACAACACAGCCGAGUUCCUUUGGUUCAUCUUAAUCCAGCUGGAGACAUUACUGAAACUGACCACUGGCCCUUCCCUUCCCCUCUAACCUCUCACUCUCGAUCCCUCCCUAGCCGACGGGGCUCUUCCUCUGGGUCUGUCUGGCUACUUGCUCAGCAACGUGCAGGACUCUCCUCGAGCAGGGUAUCAGAGGGAGACGAGAGCCAGCAGGACUGGGUCUGGGUAGCAAGGGCAACCUCUGACUCCUCUCUGCCUGAGUCUGUGCUCACACUGCGACUCUCAGCCUCUAGCCCUGUCCUGCAAGGGCCUCCUCCUUCUGACACCCCCCUUGAUCGUUGAAAUCUUGCUUCAAGCAACUCCCAACUUGUCCCUUCCCCAGGCUGCUCCCCGGUGCCCCACCACCACGAUCCAGGGUCAUCUUUCCCCCUAUCCUCCCUGGGGGGCUCUUGGGCACUUGGUGCCCUCCACUCUUCCUCAUCCAGCCAGUCCCUGACAGUGGGUGGGAUUGCCAAAGUCGUUUUCACCAAAUCCCUGCCCCCUUUCCACCCCUUUUAAAAUUUCUGCCAUGUGCGUAAAGCUGAACGUUCGCAGAUUAAAAGUGCGUAAGUUGAAAACCAACUGUACCACACAGUGAGCUUGGGUAGAAAUAAGUCUUGCAGUGAGCUGUGGGGGGUCUGAAUAGAGAGGAGAAAGCAAUGGUUUUAUCAGAGAAUGUUUGAUUGCAGAUCAGGGUACAGGCAGUAAAGCAGUAUAUCUCAUUCCUGUGAGAACUGGGUGGAUACAGAACUCUUAGCAAGUCUUAGGCGGAUGCAGCAUAUAACAAGGCAUGCAAGUCCUGUCUGGGGAAGGUAAGUGGCAGGUCAGCACCCAAUGGAUACGUUCUGACCUGUGUUAAUUGGAGGGGGGAAGCAGGAUGGGAGCCAGAAUGGAUGGGGACGGAGGAAGAGGGGAAAGCAGACACACAUGGGGGGGGCCUCUGCCCAUCUCCCUCAUGCUACCUCCAAUAUAUUUCCCCCAAGGAAUGUGACCCUCAAAGGUGAAAUAGAAAUAAAAAAAAAUACAUCUCAUAGUCCAUCUGAAUAAGUCUUCAGUUCUGAUUUCCAGAUUGACUCCUGGGCUGUAAGGUGAUGCCUCUAUACUGGAAUUGGAGCAAGUUUUUCCCUUCUAAAGCGCUUUACUGCUGGAAAUUCAAUCUUGAAGCAUGUGCCCAUGUAACUGUCCUGCAGUAGCAGCUGAGGAAAGAAUCUUAGAAUUAUAGCAUUUCAAUCCUUCAUUUUAUAGUCCAUAAAAUAGUGUUUUUUUCUACUUAGUUUUUUUAAAAAAACAGUAUUGUACCUGAUCUGCUCUGGCCCAACCCUACUCAGAGUUUCAAUACGCCAGGUUUGUGCCUCUGGUGUUUUGAUCUAUGGAUUUUGGAAUAAGUGGCAUAGACAGAUUUUCAGGAGCGAAGCCGAGAUGAAGUGAAAAGCCAGUAGUUUAGAAGUUGAAGAAUGAAGGCAUAAAUAUCUCCAUAGAGGUUCUUUCAGUUGUGCUUUCCCCCUCCUCAGACUUUCACUAAGGGAAUAAAUAAUACGUCGCAUGGUGGCAGCUGGUUUGCUGUGGUGUGAUUGGCACCAUUGCAACAGCUAGGGUGACUAAUUGCCUUCCGAGACCGAAUUAGUGCUCCUCCCUGGGGGUGCCACGGUAAAAAUAGAAGUAGUUACUUACCAAGGACCCCUAGAUCUGUGACAGGAACAUUAGAGGCUUAUUCCAACCACAGCAUAAUGGGGCACUUCACUUAAAUUAAUGUUCAUUUCUCCCCCCACCCCCCACCGCCCCGAAUGUAGAGUGCAGUCAACACAAACCAAAGGAGGCAAAAUAAUUUUUAACAGUUUUCCUGCUUCAUUUUUAACAACUGCCUGCAGGUAAGAUCUGCUAAGAGGAUGAAGCAGUUAAUGUACCAUUCAGUCACUCCAUACUUGCUUUCUGCUAUGCUUCUACUUUGUUUAAAUUGGGAAGGAGAUAUCCCAACUUCCUUACCUCCACUAGUUCUUAUCUCCUCCAGAUUGCCUUCUUCUCCUGCCUGCCCCUCCUUUAGCAGGUAACCUCUCUUUUCUCCAGGCUCCUCCCAUGCCCCUUCUCCAGUGGUAGCUGGUGGCCAUUGUGGGUGGUAGGAUGGAAAGCAGGAGGGGCCAACAGUAGGUGGAGCCAUAGCUAGUUGAGAGAGCCGACUAGUUGUAGUUUUGCCCCGCUGGGGCUAAGGAGGAGGAAACCAGCAAGCAGUGCCACCCCUGGACUAGCUAUGAGGAAGAAGGCAGGCAGGUGGGAGCUCAGGGCAUUGGGAAGGACCCAUCUUGAAAGUUUGCAUCAUCUCACCAUUCCCAUUUUCCCCCCAUCUGCAGCCUGUACAAGGUGAGUGCUGGUCAGGCUACUUGCAAGUAGCCAGCUGGCUUGGUGGCUUCUUCCACCUGUUCCCUACACAGUGACUUGCAGUGCUGAACCAGUAGUGCCUGAUGCAUUUUGACUCUUGGUUCCAUUUUCUUUGUUCUUCCUUUUUUCCUAUUGCCUCCAGGCUUACAGUCACUCCCCACUUCCCUUGAAACCAAACUGAAUGUCAGAAAAGAAGGGGUUUGUCUAACAAAUCUUUUAGCAGCAAUAGAGCAGUGCUAGAAGAGAGCGAUCUCUCUGCCUUUUUGAGAAAGAGAAGUUAAGCCCUGGGGAUUCUAGAGCAGCGUUCCUCAACUUGGUGCCUUCCAGAUGUUUUAGACUGGUGCCUUCCAGAUGUUUUAGACUGGCUGGGGCAGAUGGAAGCUGUCGUCCAAAACUUUUGGAGGACACAUGUCAGGGAAGGCUGGACUAGAACAGGAUCUUGCACUCUGCAGCCUGUGGAAAGUAUCAGGGUGGGCCACGUAGUGAAUACUACCAAGAGCUGUUUCACCUCUUUGUGUUGGAUGAGUGGAAGUUUCUGUGUAAAUACUGGAGAGAGCAGCAAUCAGUAGGAAGUUGCCUGCUGUGUCUACCUGUAUCACACAUAUGCUUUGGAACCCAAUCAUUAUGUUUUCAGCUAUAUGCACAUGUGUGUAGUUGCUUUUAGCUGGAGGGAUCUUGCACUUAUUAAGUUGUCUCCUGAUCCAUGGUGAUAUCCACCACCAAGAGAAGGUGAUGGCCCAACUGAAGAGAUCAGUUGUCCUGGGGUUCUGGAACAGAUGGCCAGACCUGUGAAUAAGGACCAAGGUGCUGAUUCAGGACCAUGGUCAGCAGUCCUGUAGCUGAGGUAGAAAAUAUAAGUUGUCUCAGCAGUGUCUUAGAACUAAACAGCAAGGGUAGAUGAAAGAUACCACAACCACCAGUAAUAAUGUAACCACAGCCAUUACACCAUUUCAGAAAGAGAACAACCAUUUACAGCCCAAAAACUUUCCUGAAAAAGGAAGGCUUUGAUUUUCUUCUGGAAGACUGUUAGAGAUGGGAUGAGAUGAGGGGGGGGGACAUGUUCUGGGCACAGUUGCUGAACAGACCCUCUCCCUGUUCCGAACCAAGUAUAUUUUUGGGAAUACUGGAAAGUAUCUGACAAUGAUCUCACAAGGCAGCCAGGCUUACACUCCUUCUCUUGACACCAAUAAUUAUGUCAUUAUUAUUGCCAGUUGAGACGGAAUCAUGGAAGUAAAUACCACUCAGAAGUGGCGCUGCACAUAGCCACACCCAGAAGUGUACCGCAUCAAAUGCUAUUCCUGAAGGCAGAAUUUGAGCCUUAAGAGCCACACCGUAUGAGGGAGGACUAAGUCGAUCUGUAGCAUUCACUACCUUGUUUAAUUCUAUCUCAAAGCAACCUUUGAAGUAGGUUAUCGUUCCCUUUAUGCAAAUAGAGAAUUGGCACGGAAACGUGGCGGCUUCCUUGAGGCCUCCCAGCAAGUUAUUAAUUGGGUUGGGCUUUGAACGCUCCCCUUCUAGGCCUUAAUUUACACUUCAGCCAAUGGGCCACAUUUGCUUUUAUUUACAAGUCAUGUGAGAGCACUGCAGGGUAGGCCCUGGAGCAGCAGAUAAUAUCUUCCUUCUUGUGGAGCUUCCUUCCUCCCAAAACACUUCUCUCCAAUGAUUUCCCCACCCACCCAAGCAACUAUUUUUGACAUUGGCCACAUGCUAUGCCUGUUUUAGGUUCAUUCAAGUCCAUCUCAAAUUAGCCCUGUUGUGAGUGUCAGGAGUUCUAUCUCGUCCAUUCCUUCUGGCUCGUCUUUCAUCUGGAUUAUUCAGAGCAUCUACCAGAGGCAUUCGGUCCAUGGUUUUACCAUAAAUUCGGACCUGCUCAGAGUUGUGCCCUUUGGCAAGGCAAAUGAUGUCAACUUUCUGAGAGUUUGGAGAAGACAGGGACAAUUGGCCAUUAAAGAGAGUAGGGCAUUAUUUAGGCCUGGGAGUUUGUUUCAGAACAAAAUGGUAGAAGUAGAAAUACUGUGUGUGAGACUGUUUCAGGUGUGGGGAACCUUUGGCCCCUCAGAUGUGACUGAACUACAACUCCUAUGAUCCCUGACCGUUCACCAAACUUGCUAGACCUGAAGGAAGUUGUGGUUCAGCAACAUCUAGGGGACAAAGGUUCCUCACCCCUGCCCUAUUUCAAGUGCUGAACACCUCUGGAAUUGGUAAUAGGCUGAAUAACAGCUAAUUAAAAGGUAAAGGUAAAGGUACCCCUGCCCGUACGGGCCAGUCGUGUCCGACUCUAGGGUUGUGCGCCCAUCUCACUUAAGAGGCCGGGGGCCAGCGCUGUCCGGAGACACUUCCGGGUCACGUGGCCAGCAUGACAAAGCUGCUCUGGCGAGCCAGCACCAGCGCAGCACAUGGAAACGCCGUUUACCUUCCCGCUAGAAAACGGCACCUAUUUAUCUACUUGCACUUAAGAGUGCUUUCAAACUGCUAGGUGGGCAGGAGCUGGGACCAAACGACGGGAGCUCACCCCGCCGCGGGGAUUCAAACCGCUGACCAUGCGAUUGGCAAGUCCUAGGCGCUGAGGUUUUACCCACAGCGCCACCCGCGUCCCUAACAGCAAAUUAAAUCUAGACAAAAUGGUGGCACUAGCAGUAACUGCCUCACUGGAUUAAUAGGGUGAUGUUCAACCUGUUUUGGAUGGGGUUGCAGUUCCCCUUAAGGAUCACAUUUGUCACUGUUAAGUACUGUUAGAUUGGGGCCUUAAUUUGGUGGCCUGAAUGAUCCUUGACAAGAAAGGAGAUUCCGACUAAACAUCAGGAAAAAGUUUCUGGCAGUAAGAGCUGUUCGACAGUGGAAUGGUCUCCCUUGGGAGGUUGUGGACUCUCCUUCCUUGGAGGUUUCUAAGCAAAGGUUGGAUGGCAAUCUGUCAUGGAUGCUUUAGUUGAGAUUUCUGCAUUGCAGGGGGUUGGACUAGAUGACCCUCAGGGUCCCUUCCAACUCUAUGAUUCUAUCCGUGUGGCACAAAGCACCUUUCACCUGCUUAAGUCUGUGAACCAGUUGUGACAUUUCCUACACAGAGCCUUGUGACUGUUAUUGAUGCCCUGCUAAUGUCCAGCCCUGGUUACUGCAGUGCAUUAUACAUGAGACAUCUAUUAUUUCUUUACUGGCUGCCAGUUUGUUUCCAGACAUAAUUUAUUAGGCUGAUUUUGACCUAUAAAGCGCUCUAUGUCUUGGCACCAAAUUAGAUGAAUGACCAUUUCUCCUGCAUGCACCACCCAGUUUCUUAAGUUGUUGUUGUUGUUUGUUUGUUUGAAUUUAUAUACCGCCCUAUACCCGGAGGUCUCAGGGCGGUUCACAAAAUAAAUAUAAAAUAUAAAACCACAAAAUACAUCAUCAGAAUAAAAAUAACCCAAUAACACCCCCCCCAAAAAAACCCUGAGCAACCUGGUGGCUGAAUUCUGCCCUAGCUGAAGUUUCUGAACCGUCUUCAGAGGCAGCCCUACAUAUACUGCAUUGCAAUAAUCUAACCUUGAGGUUACCACAACAUAGACAACAGUAGUUAGGCUAUCCCUGUCCAGAUAGGGGCGUAGCUGGUCCACCAGCCGAAGCUGAUGGAAGGCACUCCUGGCCACUGAGGCCACCUGAGCCUCAAGCAACAGCAAAGAAUCCAGGAGUACCCCCAAGCUAUGAACCUGCUCCUUCAGAGGAAAUGUAACCCCAUCAAGAGCAUCAAGCCCAUCUCCCACCCGUCUGAUAUAGGGAACCACCCUAAAAUGUUUGUGGGAGGUUUUUCUCAGAUUAGCCUCAGUUACUGGUGUGAGCCCUACUCGUGUCAAACAAGAGGCCCUCGAUGUUGGGCUCCCCUCCUUCCUGCACUGGACAGAGUGGUCAGUGGUCAGGGACAGUGGAAAUUGUAAUCAAGCAAUGUCUGGAGGACCACAGGUUCCCCAUCCCUGAUGUAGGGUUCCACCAGACAGACCCAGAUGAAGGACGAUGAACCCUGCAAAGCACAGUUUCGAAUGAAUGCAUUGAUGGAGAGCCACAGGUUCCUCACCCCUGUCCAAAGAAUCCUAGAGCGAGCAGUGCAAUCUCCUUCUGUUUGUGAUGCCUAGGACUUUGGCCUACAGCAUACACCAAGCAGAGGCUGGUCCAUAAGGGUGAGUGGGGCUCUUCCCCAGCCUCAGUCUACCUUUGGGCACCUCCACCCCAGUCUGUCAUCUUGCUUAUAACCAGUCCAGUGGAUGACACCACCUGCCAGCUUCCUUCCCUUCCUUAAUUGGUGUAGCUUUUGUAAAACUCAGCAGGGAGGCGGAUGGUUGUCAAAACCAGACCCUGUUGACUCUGCGUGUGUGGCACUGGCUCCACCUACUGUUGACCUCCUGCCUUGCGCCCCACCAGUCCCAACUGGCAGCCUGCACCCUCAUCUUCCUUGUUGUGGUUCACCUUGUAGACUUAACCCCAGAGGAUUACCGUAUCCAGCAAAGGCUACUUUUCCCCCUCACACAUUGAGUGCCUUUGAGCUCCGAAGGCACCAGAAUGCCUUCUUCGAUAAUGCUUGGUGGAUUAAUAUUAUUUUAAAACUAAUUAAAAGGGCAUUACCAGCAUAACACCUUGGGAGUCCUGGUGGGCAAAGUGGGAGAGCUGCCGCAACUCUCCGCCGGCUAAUCCGUUUCCUUUUCCCCUCCCAAGGUGAGCAAGGUUAAUCCUGUUGGAAGUGGAAUCUCUCCACUCAGACAGAUCUGUGUAAUGUUUGCCCCCGAGCCAAGUUAAUUCCGCGCGGCUUAAUAAGGCGAGGUGGGUGGAUAAUUUGGCUAUACUCUGCUCUUUCUCUGAACUUCUCACUGGCAGUGGAGCGACCCUCCCUGAAGCAUGGAGAAAAUCGCCCCGGCUCAUUUGAGCAGGGAAAUAGGCAAUUGCUUUCUUAGCAGUGGCUUGGCUGCCGAGGUGGAGGAUCUAAGCGACUCUGCACGGUGUACCAAGCAUUUGGGGCAGCCUCGGUUCAGGAAUGCCCAGCUGGGGCUUGAUAAGUUGUGCUUGCUUUUUCCGGAUGAGAACUGGAGGCACACUUCAACCUUAAAAACCUGGGAAAGUUUGUUUUUAAGCACAGGUACGAGCAUAAGAUUGGGACGUGGCUGGCGCUGUGGGUUAAACCACAGAGCCUAGGACUUGCCGAUCAGAAGGUCGGUGGUUCAAAUCCCCGCGACGGGGUGAGCUCCUGUUGCUUGGUCCCUGCUCCUGCCAACCUAGCAGUUCGAAAGCACAUCAAAGUGCAAGUAGAUAAAUAGGUACCGCUCUGGCGGGAAGGUAAAGGGCGUUUCUGUGCGCUGCUCUGGUUCGCCAGAAGCGGCGUAGUCAUGCUGGCCACAUGACCCGGCAGCUGUACACUUGCUCCCUCGGCCAGUAAAGCGAGAUGAGCGCUGCAACCCCAGAGUCGGUCACGACUGGACCUCAUGGUCAGGGGUCCCUUUACCUUUACCUUUGAGCAUAAGAAUUAUUCUGACAGCACCACGCUCUGCUUUUCUGUCCAUUCAUAGCAGAGCACAUGAUCCUCUGUGCAGUAGAUCCCUAGGCUCACCUUCAGUUGAAAGGAUCUAGGGUAAUAGGGUUAGGAAAGAACUCUACCUGAGACCGUGGAGAACUGCUGCCUGUCAGAGUGACCUUUUGCACUUGUUCAAACACAGUAGCAAAGAUGAAACCCCAGAGUAAUGAGUCCUUUGCAGUUUUGGGCUUCAUGCAUUCAGACAUCAUAUUGCUUACAGCAGUCUUCCUCAACCUAGCACCCUUCGUAUGUUUUGGAUUAAAACUCCCAUCAUCAGCCAGGACUGAUGGGUGUUAUAAACCUAAACUUACGGAGGGCACCAGGUUGAGAAAGGCUGGCCAACCAAUGGCAUACUUGUUGCAUCCAAAAUCCAAAAGAAGACUUGUAACAUUAAAGUGUGGGAGCUCUCUUCAUUUCCUACAACUCUUGACAUUUCCCCCCUUCCUCACAAGCCAAACAGUGGACAAACCUUUCAACGUGUCUCGUUUAAAACUCUGUAAGACCACCAGGCUUGGGAGGAAAGCAAUGACAAACCUAGACAGCACCUUAAAAAGUAGAGACAUCACCUUGCCAACAAAGGUCCGUAUAGUAAAAGCUAUGGUUUUCCCAGUAGUGAUGUAUGGAAGUGAGAGCUGGACCAUAAAGAAGGCUGAUCGCCGAAGAAUUGAUGCUUUUGAAUUAUGGUGCUGGAGGAGAGUCCCAUGGACUGCAAGAAGAUCAAACCUAUCCAUUCUUAAGGAAAUCAGCCCUGAGUGCUCACUGGAAGGACAGAUCGUGAAGCUGAGGCUCCAAUACUUUGGCCACCUCAUGAGAAGAGAAGACUCCCUGGAAAAGACCCUGAUGUUGGGAAAGAUUGAGGGCACAAGGAGAAGGGGACGACAGAGGACGAGAUGGUUGGAUAGUGUCUUCGAAGCUACCAGCAUGAGUUUGACCAAACUGCGGGAGGCAGUGGAAGACAGGAGUGCCUGGCGUGCUCUGGUCCAUGAGGUCACGAAGAGUCAGACACGACUAAACGACUAAACAACAACAAGACCACCAGGAGCAUGUUGAAAUCAUUGGUUGCAAGGAGGAGGGCUAGUUGACCGUGUCCUGGUCUUCCACAAUUUGUGGGUGGCUGAAUGGAAGGACUUGUCUUAUGCCUUUGGCUCAGAUCCAGAUCAGCUGGCUGAUGGUGUGCUGUGGGAGAAUUGGGUGGUGAAAAAGAACCUGUACCACUUGCCUGUCUUUGCUUGUAUAUAUGUAUUUAUUAUUUUUUAAAAGCAUGACAUAAAUGCAAGAUAUAUUGAAAUAUAUAGGUAAAGCUCAACGCAGUCCUUCUGUGGCUCCCCGGGUCAUCCUGUGUGAACUCAUUCACAGUGAAUUUUGCUUGCUGUGUUCAUUUAUUAGGAGAAGGUCUUCUUAAAGCAUUUGUACCUAGUUGCUUUUCAGUGUCAUGGCGCCACCCCUUGCCCCUACAUUGCCCAUUUCCUUUUCUUUAAGGCUCAGAUCUCUGGAAAUCAUCUUCUGCUUAAUACAGACUGCUCUGUUGCUUCACCUUGUGUCGUCAAAUUCUUAGUGUUGUGUUUUUCCUCCUUCACACAGGCCAGCUGAGGUUGUGAUGCGAUAAUUGACUCUUAACACUUCAAUCCGGGUCUUGUUGCAGGGUUCAAAGCGAGUCCUGAGAUCCAAUGAAUAUGUUCUGCCCCCUGGAGGCCUGAUGGAGACUGACCUGGAACUGACAUUUUCGUUGCAGGUAAUUUGAACUUUGCUUGCCAGAUAGCAGAGAACUGUCCCUCGACAGGAUGAUUAAAAUCUUUUCCCUGCGUCUCUGGCUUUCUGAAUGGACCGUGCAUUUGGGAACAGACAGGAAAGAGCUUUAGGAGUUUCCUUGAGAUUCUGUUGAAGAGGCUUUCCCUUGCACACGUAGGGUAUGAUUGCUAUUCUGACAGCAGCUCUAGACAUGUUUACCCCCCGGAAGUCAGUUCUGCUGUGUUCAGUGGGGCUUGCUUCCUAGCAAAUGUGUUUAGGAUGGCAGCGAAAGGCUCCUUUCAAAUCAGUCAUUCAUGAGAGUCUGCCUGCCCCAACCUGGUGUCCCCCAGCAUGGCCUAGAGUAUGGGAGCCAGUGUGGUGUAGUGGUUAAGAGUGGUGGACUCGUAAUCUGGUGAACCGGGUUCGCAUCUCUGCUCCUCCACAUGCAGCUGCUGGGUGACCUUGGGCUAGUCACACUUCUCUGAAGUCUCUCAGCCUCACUCACCUCACAGAGUGUGGGGAAGAGAGAAAAGGAGAUUGUUAGCCGCUUUGAGACUCCUUAGGAUAGAGAUAAAGCGGGAUAUCAAAUCCAAACUCCAACUCCUCCUCCUCCUCUUCUUCUUCUUCUUCUUCUUCUUCUUCUUCCUAGAGUCAGGGAUAAUGGGAGAUAAGAUCUAGUGAGCAUCUGGAGCGACACCAGAAUGGGGAAAGAUGGGCUAGGCCGAGUGAACUGCUAGCCAUGGUGUAGUAGUAGUAGUAGUAAUAAUAAUAAUAAUAAUAAUAAUAAUAAUAAUAAUUUAUUUAUACCCCUCCCAUCUGACUGGGUUUCCCCAGUGUUGAGGAGAUGCAUGGAAGAAAACAUGGAGAGCGUUUGAGAGAUCAAGCUUGUUUCUUCUUGAGUUCUCUGCUGGGUGCUUAUUUAUUAUUUACUUGCUACUCCUACUAUGUUUAUAUCCCACCUGCUCUUCAGGGAGCUCAAGAUGGCGUAUAUGGUUCACCCUUUUUUAAUUUUAUCCUUGUAACAACUCGGUGAGGGUGGCUGAGAGACUGUGACCGGACCAAGGCCAUCCGAUGAGCUGCAUGGCUUAGUGGAGAUUUGAACGCUAGCACCACCCAGCUUAUGGAAUGCUCUCCCUAGGAAGGCACGCCUGGUACCAUAACUGGCUACUUUUAGGUGCCAGGCCAAAAAACAUUUCUUUUCAGCCGGGCUUAUGACCUUCCGUUUGGAGAGUUUUGGAUAAUGUGACCUCUUCAGUGGCUGGGAUGUGUUAGACCGUCUUCCGCGUGUGUGAAUGUUUUAGCUUUUGGUUCGUUUUCGUUUUAUGUUGGUUUAAUUUUUUUCUAUUAUACCAUAAGUCACUUUGCAUUUACUUCUUGCAAAUGGAAGAAAAAGUGGCUAAUAAGUGUAAUUCGUUAUGAUCUUCUUCUUCACCCUAACCCAGGGGUUGGAAACAUUUUUUGAGGCUGGUCCGGUCCACUCCCUGGCAGACCUCUUGGUGCGCCGGAGCGUGUGCCCCAGUGCGUGCACUCAGGCUAUUUCUGACGCUCUUCUGGAUCAGAAGUGCACCGGAAAUAGCGUGUGCGCAAGGGCGCUCCUCCGUUCCGGAAGUGCGCCAGAAAUAGCGUGUACGCACGCGUACAGGUGCUCCUCCGGGUGAGGAGCGCCCGUGCGCAUGUGCACACACUCUAUCCGGCACUCUUCCGACCCAGAAGUCGGUCCCCGCGGCGAGAGAAAAAUGGCGCUGCGGGGGGAAAAGAACACGGAAUCCCCACACCAAUCCACAGAACCGCCGUGGGCCGGUUCCAGGAAGCUCAUGGGCCAGAACCAGCCCAUGGGCCUUAGAUUGCCGACCUCUGCCUGAACCGCUACACCGAACGGGCAUCUCAAAAACAGCAUAUUAUCUGAAUUUGUCUCCUCCUCUCCCUGUAGUACCCACACUUCCUGAAACGUGAUGGCAACAAGCUCCAAAUCAUGCUCCAGCGCAGAAAGAGGUACAAGAACCGCACUAUUUUGGGCUACAAGACCCUGGCAGUGGGCAUCAUCAACAUGGCUGAGGUAAGGGAAGCAGCAAGGUGGGCAGUUAUGUGGGCAUCCCAUGCCUUUAACCAUCUCUGAGCAAUGGGCUCUUGGUGGUGCCAGAGCUGAUGGGAAGCGGGAGAGGCACCAGGGCAUCUUCUCAAGAUCUUGGGAGGUUGUGCUUCUUGUACGUGGGAGGGGACUGGUCUGUUCUAGAAGCCUCCUCCUGCGCAAGGGAGUAGAAUUGGAGCCCCUCCUCUAGGUAGAUCCUGUAUACGGAGCUCCUCUUCCACAUGGAGGCCCAGAUGUAGCCGUAGUUCCCAUCAGCCCCAGCAAGCAAAGUCAAUGGCAAGGGAUGCUGGGAGUUGCUUGCUUGUUUUUGCUGAUGUUAUUCAUUGUAUUUGCCGGUCGCUGUUUUCAUGGAGGGAACCAAAGCGAGUUACCUUAAAGCCAAUUAGGAAUUUCCAAUAAAAAAUCAAAAAAGCACAGCUGUACAGAAAAAAGGCAGGGCUUACAGGUCCCACCCCACUAAAAGAGGACACAGUUUCACCCUUCAAAAUAAGGGCCGAAAGCCUGGGUAAAGUGAAAAGUCUUUGCCUGGCGCCUAAAUAUAAAUGGGAUGGGUGGGGUGUGCCAGGUGUGCCUUCCUGAGAGCAUUCCACAUCUAGGGGGCCACCACUGGAAAGGCCCAAUCUCAUGUUGCCAACUUCUGAGCAUGGAGGGGCCACACUAAGGAGGGUCUCAAGAUAAUGAUCAUAAAUUGUAGAGUUGGAAAGGACCACAGGAUUCUUCUAGUCUGACCCGAUGCAGUGCAGGAAUGUUUCGUCCAACGUGGGGCUCAAACCCACAACCCUGAGAUUAGGAGUCUCAUGCUGUACCGACUAAUUGCAUGGUCCAGGCUGGUUCCUGUGGGGAGAAGUGAUAUCUUUUAAGGUCCUGAGUUUCUAAUCUGCAUAAGGCGUUACAGGCGGAAACUAGCAUUUUGAAUUAAGCCUGGAAACUAAUUCGUAUCCAGCACAGUCAUCCCAAAAGUGGUGUUCUUUGUUCAGACAGUCCUGCUGUGAUCAACAUUCUGCUUGUUGAAUUCUGCAUCAACUGCAGUUUCCAAGCCAUCUUCAAAGGCAGCCCAAUGUAGCCCAAAUACAUGUUAUUCUGCCUCCCUAUGGCAGGUCACUGGCCUGCUCCAGAGGCUUCCUCCUGUGUGCUGAGUAUCAUUGAUCCCUUAUUCAGGUCAUGCAGCACCCGACAGAUGGAGGGCAGCUCCUGGGCCUCCACAGCAACAUCAAGGAUGUGAGCAUCCGAGUGGCCGAAAUCAGCAUCUACUCUCUCUCUAGCCAGCCCAUUGAUCACGAAGAUGGAAACGUCCCCUCUGGCCCCAAAAUCAAAGCUGGUAAUGUAUUACUUAUUUUUAUUUUAUUUUAUUUAUAAAUUUUAUUUUUCAGUUUUUCAAAAGAAAUUUACAAACAUGCAAAUAAAAAAAACACAAAUCACAUAUAUUUGACUGCCCCCACCCCACUUUUGUGGUUUCUUUUAAAUUUUAAUUUUCAUGCUGCAUUUUCCACAUUACUCCAUCUUUAUUUUAUAGUUUCUCAAUCUAACUGCUAGUUUUACGUUAGUCCUGCUAAUGAGCUUAUUUGUAUACAUGAGUUUUUCAAAUAUACCACAAAAUUUCCCCAAUCUUUAAUAAUUUCUUCUUCUUGGUUUCUUAUUACACCCAUUAAUCUUGCCAUUUCAGCAUAAUCCAUUAAUUCUAUUAGCUAACUAUCCCUAAAAGAAAAGCUUCAGGGGGUGGGGUUGUUAAAAGUUAUCGCAAACAUAGUAAUGUAUAAUGUAUUCCUUAAACCUAAAGCUUCUCUGAGCCUAGUACCUAAAAACUGUUUGAGUCAGGUUCUCAUCCAGCUCUCAUCUGUACCUUCACUGACUUUCGGUCCUGUGAUAUGUCCUUUCCUACAUCCAUCCAGAAUAGCUUUGUUUCCUAAACAUGGCCUCUAUUCUUUCACUCUGCUUGUGCCACACCUCUUCCAGAAUCCUUACAGUGGCUCCCUGCCAUCAGUGACAGAUUCCUAGGCCUUAAUAGCAAACUCAGUGGCUCCGUACCAUGUUUUCCCCCAGACUCCCUUCCUUUCCCCUUGCUGGCUCAGUGCAGUUUGGCCAUGGUCUCUGCCUUUUCCCAUUCCAGAUCGCUCUCCAGAUAUUGACAACUACUCUGAAGAAGAGGACGACAGCUUUUCCUCCGAGCAGGAAGCCAGCGAUGAUGCUGUGCAAGGCCAGGUAGCUACUGAUCAACCAGCCUGCUGUCUGUCUCUCUGUCUAUUCAGGUCUCACCUUCCCUCUAUGACAGCGGUAGCCAAUGUGGUGCCUCUCAGGUGUUGCUGGACUAGAACUCCCAUCAUCCCUAACCAUUGGCUGUGCUGCUUGGGGCUGAUGGGAGUUGGAGUCCCAGCAAUGAAGGCAGCACAUUGACAUCUGCUGUUCUCCCCGUGUUGCCUUCCAAGUAAUGCUUCUUUAGCAGCUCACCAAUAUCCAGUCUCUGAGCAGUAUUGCCAUCAGUUACGUACAGUGGUCUUGCUCAGCCUGAAAAUGGUAUUUCCAUCCUGAGGGCCACAGUCCUUUCUGGGCAACUUUUCAAGGGCCACAUGGCAGGUAUGGGCAACAAAUUCUGCCUUUCUACAGCAAGCUAGUUUCUACUCUCUCCUCCAUUCAGACCAGCCAGAGUCUUUAUCAAGUUCAGGGACACAUUCUGCCCAGUGCGAAAUAAGGCCAGUGAGGGGAGCUGCCUGGUGCAUCUCUGAGGGCCACGUGGAGAGGGGUGGAACUUCACAUUCUUCUGAUUCUGUGCUGCCAUCUCUCGCUUCUCAGGAUUUAUAUGAUGAAGAGGAUGAAGUGAGGAAGCCGAAGAAAGCCAGGCGGAAAAUGAUCAGAACCACAUCGAUGACCAGAGUAAAGACAACCUUCCUUGCUUUUCCAAAGGGGAGUUUGUGGGGGUUGGAGUUUUUAUUUUAUUUUAUUCCCAGUGCAACAGACUAGAUGCGGGAGGCUCUCCGAUCCUCCCCAGCAGGUGGCGCCAUAGAGGAUAGUGCUCAGGCUAGAGUCUGGUUGACCAGAAGUUGAACUCGUUGGUAUGCUGGAGAAGUUCAUCUCCAGUUAUUUCCCCCCAAAUUAGCAGGAGCCGAGUAAAUUGUGCAAAAUAAGCAAAUGUGCUCAAUCUGCGUAAUAGACAAGCUGCGUAACUCAUUGAUCCCAUAUAACAGUCUUCUCCACUGAUGCCCUCUGGAUAUUGUUGGACUACAGUUCCCAUCAUCCCUGACCGUUGGCCAUGCUGGCUGGGGCUGAAUGGGAGAUGGAGUCCCACAAUAUCUGGAAGGCCACGGAUUCUCCACCCAUGCUCUUAACACAUGCCUUUGUGUGGCAGCUGCUUUUCAGCAACCCGGCACCUUCAAGCCAUCCAUGCAUGCAAACCCCCAUCCACUGUUGAUUCCUGACCUCCACAUCCCUCCAUCCAAAUGGCCGUCUACAUGGCAGGCUUCUCGUGCGCCUGCUUACGCGCAGCACUUAGGGGCACACGAGUCAGCUGCCACAUUGAUUUGCUUUUAGAUGUGGCUGAAAGGGCUGCUUGUCAGCUCUGUCAGGGCUGGGGCAAUAAUGGGUCUUGACAUUUUCCCACCCAAAGCCUGUAUUCCGGCCUGGCAGAUUCCAAGUCCUCUGAGCAAAGACCAUGGCUGCUCCCACAUUCUGUUCAGUGCUCAGAUGAUUUAUUAAGUAGUUGUACGUUGUGUUCUUGUCGUUGGCCGUAGUUCAGCGGUAGAGCAUCUUCUUUUCAUGCAGAAGGUGCUACGUUUAAUCCCUGGCAUCUCCAGGUAGGGUGCAGAGAGACCCCUGUCCGAAAUCUGGAGAGUCGAUGCUACUGCUCAGUGCAGACAAAACUGACCUAGAUGGACCCAGUGGUCUGACUCAGUAUAAAACAACUUCCAGUGUCCCUGGCUUCCAAUGGGAGGCUGGAGGAAAGGUAGUGUUGAUAAUAGGCAGUGCAAGAGAACUGGCCCAUAAGCCGCUGUGGGGAUUGGGGUGCUGUCAGCACCCAUGGCAAGAGCCCUGAGUGGAGGUGGCGGUGAUAAGUACAGUGGUACCUCGGGUUGCAUACGCUUCAGGUUACAUAUGCUUCAGCUUACAGACUCCGCUAACCAAGAAAUAGUGCUUCAGGUUAAGAACUUUGCUUCAGGAUGAGAACAGAAAUCGUGCUCUGGCAGCGCAGCAGCAGCAGGAGGCCCCAUUAGCUAAAGUGGUGCUUCAGGUUAAGAACCGUUUCAGGUUAAGAACGGACCUCCGGAACGAAUUAAGUACUUAACCCAAGGUAUCACUGUACUGGGCAGGGGGUGGCUGGUGCCGAGGGGGCAGCCUGCCCGACAAUACCUGGAGCUGGGCCUUCUUAGGGUUUUCGCCCCUAUCGUUAUUAUUUUGGCUAGUGGGUUUUGCCUUCAGGAAAACUUUUAAAAAACCAGCGAGGCAUGUUUCUGUAGCCAGGGUAGGUGGGAAGUGAGAAGCCUCUAGCACUGUGAUUGAAAUGUUUACUCCCAUCCCCAACUUCCUUCUCAUUUUAGCAACCAAACUUCAAGCAGAAAUUUGUUGCCUUGCUGAAGAGGUUUAAAGUGACGGACGAGGUAAGAAGCUGUGAGUCUGUCCCUGUCAGGCGUGUGGCCAGCCGGCUUUCUCUCUUCUGCCCUCCUCUUCCUCUCCUUCCCCCCCCCCCCACAUAGGUUCCUGUUUGCAGGAGCAACACAACACCUGUCUCUUGGGCAGCUGGCACCCCGUGAGCAGGACCCUGCUGAGGAAGGCUUAGCUAGCUCAGUGGUGGAACAUUUGCUUAGAGCGCAGAAGGUCCCUGGUUCGUUCCCCAUCAUCUCCCGGGAGGACUAGCAAAGACUCCCUGUCUGAAACCUGGGAGAGCAGCUGCCGACCAGUGCAGGUGCUGCUCAGCUAGAUGGUCCCAUUGUCUGACUCGGUAUUAGACAGCUUCAUUGUCUACGGUGGACUUCAUGCCUGUAAGAAGGUGUGGAGAACUGCAGACAUCCCCCCCCCCUUACACGGGGGUUACAUUCCGGGGGCCCUGCGCACAUAAGUGAAAUCGCGUAGGGAGCAUCCUCUAUAAAACACCCUUUAAACGCCCUCUCUGCCGCUCUCUCUUUAACCCCUGCCAAAAACACUGCAUCCCCAAAUAUCCACAACUAGAAUUGGCGCUCCAGGACUGGCUGGCACGGGAAAGUGGCUGCUUCUGUGCCACUACACGGAUCAGCUGUUAGGCGGGGAGGCUGAACAGAGUAAACAAAGUCCCGCUGCACCUCCGGUCUCUUCGGAGAUUCCCCUGCCCUCACUGACGUCUUUCUUCAGGCUCCGGGGAGGGUCUCCUUGUGAGCCACGAUAGACGCUCGGGCUCUCCCUCUCUCCCGCCAUUUCCGGGUUUGAAUUGGAUUAUUUAAUUAUUUCCUGGCGCCGCGCACGAGUCGAUUAGUGCGUUAAGUUGGGGGGAGGGACGACGCCUAUAGCUGGAAUGGGAAAGGAGGAGCUGCAUGGGGUGGUCUCCCAGCAGACCUGACACAGACUACUCUGUUUGCCUAAUUUAACCCUUGCUGCAGACAGAUGAAUGGCCACUGCCAGGAGACUGUGGAGGGUGAAGAAUAAUAAUAAUAGUUUGUUAUUUAUACUCUGCCCAUCUGGCUGGGUUCCCCCAGCCAUUCUGGGCAGCUUCCAACAGAAUAUUAAAAACCCGAUAAAACAUCAAACAUUAAAAAAUUUCCCUAAACAGGGCUGCCUUCAGAUGUCUUCUAAAAGUCAGAUAGUUGUUUAUUUCCUUGACAUCUGAUGGGAGGGCGUUCCACAGGGAGGGUGCCACCACCGAGAAGGCCCUCUGUCUGGUUCACUGUAACCUCACUUCUCACAGUAAGGGGACCGCCAGAAGGCCCUUGGUGCUUGACCUCAGUGUUCAGGCUGAACGAUGAAGGUGGAGACGUUCCUUCAGGUAUACCAAGGGCAGCUGGUUUCUUGCAGAGGCGAGAGAACGGCCUGCUUCCCUUCUCCGCAGCCUGACGGCAGAUCGCUUGCUUUGAGUACAGAAGGUGCAGUCUUCCAGCACCAGCAGUAGAAAAGAAUCUCUGGCAGCCAAGUUUGGGGUGGCUUCUUCUGGAAGGACCUCUGCAUUGCACAGCGGACCGGCCUUUGACAACCUGGUGCCCUCCCAAUGUUUUGGAUGGCAACUCCCGCCAGCCCCAGCCACCACUGGGAGUUGUAGUUGAGAACAUCUGGGGGUUCAGGUUGGCAAAGGCUGCAGGAGAUAAACCUCAACUAGGUGGGCCAUUAACCCAGUAUAAAUCCACUUUGUAUAUUCAUAGCUGAAGUACAGAUGGGAUUUACACUAGGACAAGGAAGAUCAGAACCUUUCACCCCAUGCUUGGUGCAUGAGAAGUAGGUUAACUCUGCUUCCUCCUCCCACUCUGGCAGCAUACAAAUGCCUGUUAUUUCUUGCUUGCUUCCCACCCCCUCAACCUUGCUAGAUCCCCUUAAACAAAAAACAAAAACCAUUUCAAUCCGUCCUUACUUAGCAUUCACAGCUUUCAUCAUUAGUAAUAUCCGCAAAUGCCAUUAACAUGCUGUUUUAAUGCCAUCUUCUAUGAACAAAAGGGGCGGGUGGGGGGGGAUGAAAUUAAAAAUCCUGCAGAUAUAUUGCCCCUUUACAGUAUUAUUUAUUUAUCCUUUCGGCCUUGGUUAAUCGGCUGGCUUCAGGUCACCAAAAUGUCAUCGUUAAGGGUUUCCAAGCAGGUCUUAGCAGAUAAUGUUCGGACGGGCAGAGGGAGCACAGCACACACACACACCCUCACCACGUUUCAUCUGUUUGAUUGCAUGAGAUUGAUGAGAAGUAUUUGUUAUGGCCACAACUAGAGAGAAAGGGGAGAUUGGUGGGUGAUGUUGUCUGGUACCAAACAGCUGAAAAAUGCUCUAUCUGUGGUCAGAGUGUGUGCAUUUUGAUACUGCAGGGGAGCAAAAAGGGAUUUCCCCCUGUCCCCGCAAAUUCAUUAGAUUAUUGUUUGAUUUUUGCCUGGUGUUGCAGAGUGCACUCCAAACUCCACUGGCUUUAGAAACCUGGGCAGCCCAGGAUGCUGCAGGCAUGUGCUUUCUACUUCUCUUAAUUUCCCCCCGUGGCCUGGUUCGAGCUUGAACUAUUUAUUUGUUUCAUCCAGGAUAUUUGUACCCUGCUCUUCAGCCAAAAAAAGUCUCCCAGAGCAGCUGACAAUAAAUCAUUUGAAAUGAGACACUCCUGACUAGCAGGCUGGCCAUCUAAAAAAGACACAGCACUAAAGGGAAAAGGAGCAGGGAGGGUGGAAGAAGAAAGCAAACUCACUUUUAAAGUUAAAUAGUCUUAACAAUGACCAACUGGUGGUGUUGUUGUGUUUUUGUUGUGUGUGUGUGUGUGUGUGUGUGUGUUUACAUGAUGCACUUCUGCCUUAGAAAGGUAAAAAAAGGUGUUUCAGAAGGGAUAAUUAAAAAAAAAAAUUAAAUCUGCCUGGGGAGUAAAAAAGCUUGUUCAAAAGGGGUGGUGGUGGAAGUGACUUGGAGAAUCAAUUGUUUCUGUAGCUAUACACAGAGCUGUUUGUCUUCUCAAAACUCCCAGUGAGGAUAAUUUCGUAUGGAAUCUGAUGCCUGGCACAGAAUCUGGUAAUUGGAUUUUUUUGAAAAGACUUUUUUUUAUUGAAGCACAAGUAUAUGCAUUGCGAGAUGGAAAAGCAAAUAACAGAAAACAAAUGUGGAUAAGACAGCUUAUAACAAAUAUAAAUUGCCAUAGCCCAGAAGACCUAUAAAGAGGAUUACUUUCAUGAGUUGGGCAAGUGUGCCUUUCAAAUUAGAGGAUGGAAGAUGAAUCCCCGGCACCCCUUUGUUGGUGUCAGAUGGGUGGGGAGCAGGGGCAGAGCUGGGUCUCCGGCACCCGGAGCGGCACACAUUGCCGUGCACCUGGGGGCGGGGCCGACCCGCCCAAGGGGCGGGGCAAUCCACCCAAAGGGCCGAUUGGCGUGACUGCACAAUACUCCUUGGGGGCGGAUAUUGACGCAGCGCCACGAUCCUCCCCUACAGCAAGGAAGGAGGAAAGCCGCAGCUUUGCCGCUUGCAGCUUUGUCGCUCACCAGGCUUGGAGUAGUUGUGGGUGGGGGGGCCACGCCGAAUGCCACCCCCCUUCAGGAUGACACCCAGGGCGCCCCACACACCCCGCACCCCCCUUCCUACACCCCUGGUGGGGAGCGGCUUUCACUCCAAGGGCCACGCAAACUUAUAAGGAAGCUUUGGGGGGCCAGCAGUGAGUGUGGCCAGACAGAGUCAUUGGCAGAAUACAGGCGAUGGCUCUAACCUUGGCACAAUAGGCCACAUAUUCCAUCCACUCAAAAAUCAGAGGUUUUCACAUCCACACCCACAAGACCCGCAUCUCUUCCUCUUCCUGCCAGGCAAGCAAGGAGGCAUCCUCUGAGUUCAAAGACACAUUCCCAGUUAGGCAAAAACCUCCUGAUGAGGCCGUGGGGAAGGGCCAGGGAGGUUUAUUAGAAGGGGGGGGCGGUCCUGGGAAGGAAAUGUGACCCCAAGCGCCAGAUAGAGAGGCCUAGAGCGCUUCAUUCAUGCCUGAGGCCUAAGGUUCCACACCCCCCGAUAAAAUAGAUUGAGGAAAGCGACAGUCACAUCCACACCACACAUUUGAAGCACUUUUAUACCGCUUUAGCAGGCAAGUCUCUCCCCCCCCCCAAAAAAAAAAUUCCAGCAACUGUUUUUUUAAAGGGUGCUGGGAAUUGUAGUUCUAUGGGGUCAGCACCCUUAACAAACAACAAUCCUCAAGAUUCCUUGGGGGGAUCCCUGUCUGUUAAAGUGAUAUCAGAGUGCUUUAAUAUUUUUAAAUGUCACUGUUGGCUUUUAAAUUUUGUUGCAUAGCGCAUAACACAGGUUACAAAUGCAAAAACAACAGAACCGCCGUAGCAUAACGGGGCACAUCAGUUGCACAGAGAAGUGUCACAUACAGACGUAAAGAUCAGUUUGAGAAUCUGUAGGGACAAUUUAAUCAAGAAUAUGUCUAGGAAAUAGCUCCAGCUAAGAGGUGUCCCUUCCCCUCCAGUAGUUGGGGGUAUUUUGCCUCCCUGCCUAGCUGUGUAACACAAAAAGGGAUUCCAUGUGCCUUAAAAUUUGUCACAUGCAGGGUUUUGUUUUUUUUUAAAAAAGAAACUUUCCUAUAUUUCACGCUACAAAUAUAAAUAGAGUAUGCUAGAAAAUCUGUAAUCUUCAACCUUUUCUGAAUGGAUUACAACCCUUGAUGACUUAAUUUUUUAAUUUUUGGUGUUGGAAAGACGGGGUUACAAGUGGCGAAAUUCAUUUUCAAAAUGGUCUUGUGGUGAAUGUGAGAGUAUACCCACCCCCACACCCCACUGUGUGUUUUGGGUUCUGCAGGUUCUGGAUUCUGACCCAGUGGAUCAGACGCAGGAGGUGGAAGAGGACCUGGGUCUGCUCUACGACAGCCUUGAGGAAUGCAACAACAGUGACAGCGGCCCCGAGAUAGAGGAUAACGAAAGCGUCCACAGCACUCCAAAGCCCACCCUGAGGUAAGAGCCGGCAGGAGGUGAGGCAAGAAGCUCAGGCCUCGUACUAACGGGAGACUCGUAGGGUUGCAAGGUCUUCCCCUGUGCCCUGGAGGCCAUUUCCUCCUUCCCCAAAGCAGACACAACCCCCCAGGCAGACGCCGUGCCGGGCAGGGGGUUGGACUUGAUGGCCCUUGUGGUCUCUUCCAACUCUAUGAUUCUAUGAUUCUAUGAAAAACAAGACCGUUCAGCUGCAUGCACACCCUGCAUUUAAAACACCUCAGGAAUCCUGGGAACUGUUAGGAGUUGCUAUGGAUUGUAGCACAGUGCAGGGCAUUUAUUAUCUACUUCUUUAUUAAAUGUGUAACGCCACCCUUCACCCAGAGAUCUCAGGGCAGCUCACAGCAUAAAAAACAGGCCAUUUGGGCAGGUUAGAAUGUGCUUUAAAUACACUUUAAAUGUUCGCAGCCUUGGUUUCCUUUCCCACCGUGAAGCCAGGCUCCUUGACGGUGCCCCAGCGGCAGGGUGUGACUUAUGAGGCACAGCUCCUGCACUUUUGAUUCAUUUCCUGAGGGGGAAAGAGGGAGGUUUGGGACUAUAAAGUAGCUGGGUGAUAGAUGCUGAUAACUUGAGGCUGACCUUGGAUUUGACAGGCUGAUAGAGAGCCCUGUGUAAGCCCCACCAGAGACCGACGUGGAUUGAUGGAGCAGGAUAGCCCCUCCUUCGAGAGGCUGCACUGCCUGAGGGAGGGGAGGGCGUUACGAUCACAUCCAUCCCUGCUUCAGAAGCAGCCCUUUCGCGUGUGCGGUUGGAAGAGGGGCAGAGAGGAAGAUGGUGGAAAAACAGUUGCAUCUCAGAGCCUGGUAGAGGAGAUAGGCCCAGCCACCUCACUUAGCAGCUGUGUUUAACUGGCUUGUUCUCUGCUGGGCCAGGCUGGAGCAAUGUGGAGAGACAGAACAUACAUAUUGGUAUUUCAUAUUCUCUUACGAUCCUGCAGAUCCCCUAUCUCAUCAUAGAGCUGAGGAAAGGGUGCAGAAAAGCACAACCAAAUGAUCAGGGCAGGAGCAACUCCCCUGGCAGAUAAAGAUCAAAACUUCUGGAACUUUGGGGUUCAGAAAAAAAAACACUCUUGGGAGAUGGAGAUGAUAAAGCAGGACUGGGGAGCCUGUGCCUGGACUCCUGACUCCCAGUUGCCACAGGCAGCAUGGCCAGCGGUCAAACAUGACGGGAGUAGCAAUUUUACUACAUCUGGAGAGCCACAGGGUCCCCAACGCUGGGACAGAAGUUUUGAAAAGUGUACAUGGGUUUGAAGAACGGGGAUGGUAGGUUUCAAUCAAGGUAAUGGAUUUGGCAGUGGAUUCAAGACUACUGGCCUCUGUAGUUGCAAAAUGUGGUGAUGGGCACCAGUUUAGGACAGGGAUGGUGAACCCAUGGCCUGCCAGAUGUUUCAGGAGUCCAGCUCUCAGCAUCCUCAAUUGUGGGCCAUGCUGAUUGGAAGCUGAUUGAGUCCAGCAACAUCUGGGGGAGCUGUUGGUUCCUCACCACUGACUGGCUUUGAUGGUUUUCAAGGGAUGGAGAUGGGACAAAUUCACAAAGGAUACGUUAACCCAAUGGUUGAUCCUAAUUUUAAACUGGUACCUCCAAUUAUGUAGUCAGUUGCAGGGUUGGGGGGGGGCGCUUGUAAAGCUUCUAGGAAGUGUCUGGUUGGCCUUAUUGCAGAUAUUAAUGUUGCACAGCUUGAAGCAGCUGGAUGCAUAAAAACUGACUCCUUUUGGAACCGAAGCAUUGGCCAGACCCAUUAGAUAUUAUUCAAAAACGACUUCCGGCGUGGUGCACUUGAGGAGCAGGUCGGGGAAAGUGCUCUGCUUCAGUCAAGCACACCCAUUGUGGAAAAACGAGAGGGGGGGCACGAAGGUGACGCUAACCCCCCGAAAAAAACUGGAGAGGAGGUCUCCAGCCAAAAGCACUGAGCGGCGCAAAAAGGGGUUUCCUCUUACUUCAUACCACCGAAAAAUAUAUAAAAGCAGUGAGGAAGGAAACAGGGGUCUGUAUCUCCUCACAGCCUGCAUUCCAGACUGCAUCCUUCCUUAGGAUACGCAGCUCCUGGAGAGUCUUUUACAUCCCUACAGAGUCUGGGAACAAAGACUUCAGUCAACACCCUUCCAAAAUGGCAAAUUUGCAAUUCAGUACCUCUCAUGUGAUGUAAGGUUAAAACUCCAGCCUGAGAACAAUAACAGUUAAUUAUCAGCCCAUCAAGGCAGCUCAGAGAGCCUUUUUUGCUCUGAAUUUAGCUUCAGAGGAAUCUUCCAGUUAAACCCUUCCACCAGUGCACACUGGCAUUCCCAUUUCAUUGUGAAUUAAACCAAUUAUACUUAACUGGUUUCUCUGUGAAACAGGAUGCUGGAUUAGGUGAGUUUUUUGACCUCUGAAAUAUUGAUAUCCCUGCUGAUCUCCAGCCAUCAGACCCAGCAGGAAAAGGUCCUGCUCAUUGCAAAGGAUGAGAAUGUGGCUUUAUGCAACCUCCCAGAACGCAGAAACUCCAUAGUGAGGGAGUGGCUGCUGGGAGUGGCCUCUUACAUAGUGACCUUGAUGCAUGGCCAGUGAAAGGUCAGAGGUGCACAUCAGGCACAGAGGUCACCUUGAGACAUAUGAUGGUUGUCCUUGCAAAGGUUACAAGCCUACUUGGUUGCUACAUGUGCUUGCUAAAUGCUUUGCAGCUCACUGGUGACCAGAGAAGAGCAAGGGAAACCACUCUCUUCCUGUUUAACAAAAGCUUUUUGGCUGCUCACCUGGAGGCAACUGUGACUCUUCCAACAUCUUCACCUACAUUUGAGGUUCCCAGUCAUUACGUUUGUCUGUACUGUCUAGAGCUGCAGCUCUGAUGCACCAGGAACAGUCGGACAGGGUAGGGGGAGCUGUUGAAGUUGUGUCAGGCGUCUGAAGUCAGACACAGCCUAAGUCAUUCCCAUCCCCUCUGCUGACACCCCAGCAGAGGUCUGUACAGCACUCAGGCAGGCCCUUGGCGUAGAUCUUGCAGCUAUAAAAUCCAGGCCAGAGCUUGAACCACUUGCCUUUGCCUCUCUCUCUGGGGCUUCUUAACAACCUCAUCAUAUUGCAAUGUCUGCAGUUUCUUGCUCAGCGAAGUGCUGUGGCUCAGCGGCAGGACAUGUGCUUUGAAUGCAGAAGGUCCCAGGUUCAUUCCCUGGUAUCUCCAGGUGUAGGCUGGGAGAGACUCCUGCCUGAAACCCCGGAGAACCUCUGCAAGUCAAGGCAGACCAGGGUUAGCAAACCUUUUGCAACCCGAGGGAGGCGUUGCCUUCUGGGCAACUUUUCCAGAGCCGCAUGCCAAAUGUAACUUUUGUGCAAAUUCUAGCGUGGCAAAAACCACUCGAGAGCACAAAGCAAGGAUGGUGAAGGGAAAGGUGGUGGUGUUGCAGAGGGUGUGUGGUCUGGGCCAGAUGAAGAAGCCUGGGGAGCUGCAUCUGGUCCUGGGCCUGAAGUUCCCCACCCCUGGGUGUAGCCAAUAGAUGGACCAGUGGCCUGAACUGGCCUAUAGCAGCUUCCCAGUUUAGUGGAACGGGGAGGACGUGACUUUUUCUGCCUGGAAACAGGGGUGCUUUGCUCUUGCGGUGUCCUUUCUCUGCCUCGAAGGUGAAGACUUGCUUUCACGCUGCUCAACGGGCCCCACCACCUCCCUCCACCCACCCCCCGCAACUGUCUUUGUGUGUCCAUGUCAGGCCAGGCCAGGGCUCUGGUGACGGGUUUUUUUGCUUGUGGUGCUUCCUGGGGCAGAGGCUGGGGAGGGGUUUGAGCCCAGGGGGCGGGGCGGGUGAUGGUGACUUCACUUCUCCCUCAUUUCUCUUUCUCUCUGUCUGUCUGUCCGUCUGUCUCUCUGUCUGUCCGUCUGUCUGUCCGUCUGUUUCUCCUGCAGGCGCUUCUUUGAGGGCGUCUCUCACUCUGGUUCCCAGACUGAGAUCAGCAGUCUGCACGGCCAAAAGGGGCAGGAGCGAGAGUCGGGCAGCCCUGUGAGUUACUCCUCCUCCUCCUCCUCCUCAUCUUCCUCCUCCUCCUCCUCCUCUUUCCCCCUGCUAGCAGCCUGCCUGCCUGGGCCUGCCCCCCGCAGAACAGCAGUGGGGAACCUGUGGCCCACCUGAUAUUUACCGGACUCCAGCUCCCAUCAGCCCCAGCUUGCACGGGUAAUGGGAGUUGUAGUCCAACAACAUCUGGAAAGCCUCAGGCUCCCCCCGCCACCGUUCCAGAACCGGCCUGCUGUCGAGAGCAAUCCCUGUUACAUUUCUUCCUCCUUUCCCCCACCCCACCCCCUGUCUUUUCCUGGAUAAGCUGCUUCUUUUCACAGUAUAGGAGAGGUGGGUUAACUGGACUUACUGGCUCAGCCGCUGGGGUCACCCUGGUCCCUGCAGUGCUGGGGAUUGGGCUUCCCUGCCCCCUGACCUCCGCCGCCAUGUUGCUUCUCUCCUGGGGCGCCUAAACCAAGCAAAGUGUGUUUUGGAAGGGUUUUGUUUUCCCUGUGCUCAGCACCGACCUGCUUCCUCUCUCUUCUUGGAGAUGCCGGAGGUCCUAUCUACUAACUUAUUCAAACUUUUAUUCUCACUCCUCUCCCCACUGCCUCCUCGCCUGUCCCCGUUCGCCCAGGGAGAAGCAGAGAAGCGGAAAGUGGGUGUCCCUCGUGCCCAAGACGAGGGUGUCAUGGAAACAGCGGCUAUGGUGAGUCCAGCAUGAUGGGUGAUUACCAGCUCUCUCCAGGCAAGGCUUUGCUCAUUUUGUUAUGCUGUUUUUGUCUGGUCAAUAUGAAGGGUAUUUGCCAGAAAAACCGACAUUCUGUCGCCUAUCCCAGUAUUCCUUCAGCAAUUAGAGCUGUCCUGCACUCUAGGAACUCCCAGAGCACAACUGGAUCAUCUGUGUGGAUCUCAAAAUGGUCAGCUUCCUGCUUGGACAACAGAAAAGCUUUACCUGAAUAACAACAGCUUGUAGAUACCACUGGGAAACAAAAAUAGCAGUCACUUGUGUGAUCCUUUGGUUCUCACCAAACCAUGGGAACCCCAAAAGGCAUACUCUUCCAUUUUCCUUUUGUCCAGUCUCUAAGCAUUUCCUCACAAUUGUGACAAACAAUAUGCAGAGCCCAUUUCUUGUCUUGGUUGCCCAGGGGAAUUUCAAAAUUUCAAAAUAGCUUUUAUAGGCACGCCUCACAAACGCUGUUAUAUUGCAUCUUUGACGAGGAAGUGCGUAGCAGCCACAUCCAUAACAAAAGGCAUCAGGCUUGUUUACACAUUUUUGUCUGCUUGAAGAAGCCAUGGUCCGAUCUGAAAAAUACAAAUAUUUAGGUUACAAAACUAUAAAAAUAAAGAAAAAUUAAGUUUGCAAGACAGUAAUUACCAUAUGGUUAGGGUAGAUCAACAUGUUCAUGUAUCCCCAGUGUAAAUAUGACAUACAGUGGUACCUCGGGUUACAUACGCUUCAGGUUACAGAUGCUUCAGGUUACAGACUCCGCCAACCCAGAAAUAGUACUUCGGGUUAAGAACUUUGCUUCAGGAUGAGAACAGAAAUUGUGCUCCGGCGGCGCAGCGGCAGUGGGAGGCCCCAUUAGCUAAAGUGGUGCUUCAGGUUAAGAACAGUUUCAGGUUAAGAACGGACCUCUGGAACAAAUUAAGUUCUUAACCUGAGAUACCACUGUAUCGGCAAAAGUCGGAAAUUGAAAGAUAACAAUAGCAUGUACACAAAAAUUGAUUUCAGAUUUGAAAUCAGCAUUGAAAGAACAUAUAAGAACAGUUGAAAAAUCUCAUGCAACAGAAAAUGGAAAAAAAAAAAUUGUUCCCCAGUGUAAUUUAAUGAAGAAUGUAGUGCAAUAAUUUUUAUGAAGGAUUAUUUAUUACAACAGCAGUCAUAAAGAUGAAACAUGAAACACAUAGAAAAAGUGAGGUAUGCAAAAAUUCUCACAGGGACGCUGAAACAUAAAGCAACAUAAAAGCAAUACAAAAUAAUCGUUAACAUGAGCAGCUGAUCCCGAAAGCUUGUACAGCUGCGCAGGCAUAAGAGGGUUUUCAAGCUGCUCUUGGAAGUCAGAAGCAAGGAUGCUUGCCGGAUCUCUGCCGGCAGAGUGGCCAGGGACACCAAAUACCCAAUUUCUAGCUGAAGCUGAUCUGCAACUUGGGGGGCAGAGGGUGGGAACAGAGCUCUUUUCCAGGGCUGGCUCUGCGCAUUUUGCCCAAGGGUACCUGCCCAGGGGAAGAGAAGCUGGCUUGCUCCUGUCAGUCAGGCAGGGGAAGCGGCUGGCUUGGUAUACUAGCUGUUUGAUGUUACCAAAGAGUGAAAGAAGAAAGACUUUCUGUGCAUCCCCUCAGGAGCUGGAGGCUGAGGAAUCCUGCCCAGGAGGACCUGGCGAGACAGUCCUGAAGGAGAGCAGCGUGGACAGGCUGACCCAGCUGAGCAGCAGCAGCAAGCCAGAGUUCCCAGCCACGGUUUCUCCCAGGUAAAGAAAGCCUCUCUCUUGUGGCUGGUGGCGGAACAGCGGCUGCUAGCCUGUCGCUGUUUUGCGGGUGGGAUUCUGUCGCAUGCUGGCAAAUCCAGGCGGCGCGACUGAAGUGCUCAGGCGACCGCAAGCCGCCUGUGGUCGCAGUGCUCUGAAUGGGGAUGGAAGAGGAGCAGGGCCUGGUGGAGGGGACACUGCAAGAGGAGCGGCUUGAUAAUGGCGCAGUCUGGAUACUCGGGGAAAAGCGAAUGAACAAAGCACAGCAAUCCUGAGUUAAAACACCUUGUGUGGAAGCAGCUUGAAAGAGCUAAAAUGCAAUGAAUUGUAACUUAGCUGAUUUGACAGGCACCCACCCACCAAGAAUGUCUCCCCUGGAGAUCCUUCCAGUCCUAGGUUUGGCACGUAGAUACUGAAAGCAGGGAGAGGUGAUCUUUGGAGGCAUGGUGGCUCUUCCCUGCUCUCUGAAUCCAUGUGAAAGCCACACACACCCCGCAAAUGUCUGGGACCCAGUGGGGUCUCUCUGAGCCUGGGCUUGUCACUUCCGCCGCUGACUUUCCUGCUGCAGCUAGUGGCAGCUGCUCAGUCGCCUGGCAGGCUUCUCUUUUUGCCACCCGCCAGGUCCAGCUUCCUCUGUAUCACUUCGACAAACCAGACUUUUGCCUUUCAGCAAAGUUGAGAACAAGCAGUUGUGGCGGCCGCGCAGCAUGUCCGUCAAGGACAGGCAGAACUCCAAGGGCCAGGGCGAUCGGACCAGCAGCCUGGACAGCGAGAGCUCCCCAGACUCACGGCAGGGCACCCAGGUCAGGCAGUGGGGUGCGGGGAGGGGCUUGCAGGGGGAGGAAGGGUUUCCCCCCCCCCUGGGAGGGAGGUGAGUGAAUCGCUUGGAAGCGGUGGGUUGAUGGGUUUUCUUUCCUCCCUUCCUUUUUCUUUCCUCCCUUUCUUUCUGUUGUCCCUUUCUUUUCUUCUUCCGUUUUUCUCCUUAUGUAUCUUUUGUAACUGUAAUUUUACCGUAUUGUGGGAAAAGGUCGAUUAAAAAAUAUAAUAAUAAUAAUAAUAAUAAUAAUAAUAAUGGGGUGGGUUGGUGGAGCUCUGAGAUGAAAAGAAUUGGCAGCUCCUGGCAUCAGAAAUGGGCCAAGCAGUGAAGGUUGGUCCAUUAGGGGGAAAGGGAAACUAUCCCAUCGUCCUUAACAACCAGUUAGGAAGUGAUUCUGUUUAUCAUUGGCUGUGGCGCCACCUACUGGUAGUCUCCUCGGCUUCGGCCCUACCAGUCCCAAUGGACACCAGCCACUGCUGGGGCCACGAGGUCUUACCUGCCUUUGCCAUCCUCUAGGUCUUUGCAUAGCCAGCCCAAGGGUGGCUGUGGGUUCGUGCCAGUCUGUGAAUGCUCCUCUGUUGUGCUAUUGCAGGUGCCCCGAAAGUCUGUGUAUGAUCAGCUCAACCAGAUCCUGGUCUCGGAUGAGCAGCUGCCCGAGAGCAUCAUCCUGGUGAACAUAGCCGAGUGGCAAGGCCAGGUAAGGGAGCCCUGGGGAUGGGCAGGGAAGCCUUGAUACCACCUUCCUGCAUCUUGCAUGCCUCUAAAGCCAGCCUUUCCCAGCUGGAUGCCCUUUGGGUGCUUGUUGGACUCCAUCUCCCAUUAGCCCCAGUCAGCAGGGCCAGUGGUCAGUAAUAUGCAUGCUGGAAGCAGCUCUUUGGGGUUUCAGGCAGGGGGUUCUCCCAGCCCUACCUGGAGAUACCAGGGAUUGAACCUGGGCCCUCUUCUAGGCAAAGGCAGGUGUUCUACCCCUGAGCCACAGCCCUUUUCAGUGGGUUUUCAGCUCCCCCAUAAAAUGUCACCCUCUAUUAUUAUUAUUUGGACAUUGAGCCAGAGCUUUGCAAAUGCUGCUGGAGGCUCCGGCUCAAGGAAACUCCCCAGCUUGAGAGUAAAGAAGAGGCUUAGUUCACAUGAACAAGCUGGGAGAAACACCCCAAGCCCAAGUGAUCUGGAGCAGAGGCCCUAAGCUCUCUUGAGUGCUUCCAGAUGGGUAUUUAUUGUGGGAUGAACACUCCUCAUGCAUGCAAAAAAUAUAUAUUAAAAAUGCUGCAUCCCUGCAAUAUAAUUGGCAUCAAGAUGUCAGCUCCCUAUCCCUUCUCAAAUUUAAUUUUCCAAGAAAAACCCACUGUUAAAUAAUUAAAAAACACAACUGUUGCCAAUGACCCAUUUGCAAUAUUUGAACCACCCUCUUACAAAAUUAAAAACCCUCAGCUGGAAGCACUGCCAACCAGGAAGCUUCAGUGGCUACAUGUUUGUUUCCAGAGCGGAUUUUUAAAGUGUGGGUAAAAGCCUCUCCAGGCUCAGGCAGGUUCAUAUGAGCACAGAGACUCCUUCAAGUAACCUGGGUCUAAAGCCAGAAUGGGGAACCUUAGAAAUGCUAAUGAUUCUCAAAUCAAGCCAACAAAUAAAUGAAACCAACCUGUGGCUCCUCUAGAUCUUGCUGGACUGAAAAAUCCCAUCAUCCCUGACCAUUGGCCAUGCCGACUGGGGGCAAUAGCUUGAAAUUCAGCAUUCUAGAGGGCACCAUGUUGGCGACUCCUGGAUUCGGGGGAGGGCUCUGGUACCUCCCCAGCAAGUUAUUUUUGCAAAGUGUUUGCAUUUCUUCUUCAUCCCAUUCCUGCCUCCUAUUUCUGGUUUCCUCUCGGCAGUAUCUGUGCGACCAGCUGCAAGAGCACAAGCAGCCCAUUGUCUCCACCUGCUCCAUGGCGGAUGUGCAGGCUGCUUUCAACACCAUCGUCUCUCGCAUCCAGAGAUAGUGAGUAUUGCCGGCGGGCAGCAACAAACCAGGGUCCGAGUGCCCCAUGUUGGUUUUUCAGGUGGACCCCGAAGAAAGGACUUUGGGGGUUCAUGUAUGCAGGGGUUGCAGCCACCCAAGUUGCUAAGUGGUGUGCGCCUGAACCCUCAGGCUUGCGCGCCACACGCAUGAACUCAACAUGCAGGUCUCUAGGAGGAUUGGAAUCUUCUGUGUUGAGUUGCGUUCAUGAAAAAUGCCUGUGUGCCUUUAACCCUUAUAAAGAACGUGUCAUGCCAGGAUGUAGGAAAAGAUUGGUUUGCUACACGGAAAUAAAACAAGAAUACAGUCAUACCUCGGGUUACAGACGCUUCAGGUUGCGUUUUUUCAGGUUACGGUCACGCCAAAACCUGGAAGUACCGGAACGGGUUACUUUUGGGUUUCGGCGGUUGCGCAUGCGCACAAGCGCUAAAUCGCUCUUUGCGCACGCGCAGAAGCGCCGAUUCGCAACCUGCACGUGCGCGCACACGGUGCUACGGGUUGCGAAAGUGAUUCCCGCACGGAUCAUGUUCGCAACCUGAGCAUCCAUGUGUGGGCAGCAACCAUUAGACACCCACACCUUGAAAUCUGUAAAGAGAGGGUCUGAUGACCCCCCAAAGCCUGGAAAGUAAGUGCAGAAAAACCUGAUCUUGAAGAAAACGGAACUCAAAGGCACAGAACAGAGAUUUGAGCCUUCUGCAAGUGCUAAGCUCUACUCUUCAGACCCCUGUGCUUGGCAAGGGGACAGCUUCACUCACCGUGGUCCAGCAAACUAUAGGAUUGAUCCUUGAGGUCCUUGAGGAGCAAAGAGGGGGUCCCAUUGAAGCCGUGAGCUGGCCAGCCAUUGAAAAUACGGAGUUUAUAGUUUGUGGAGAGGGAGUUUCCUGAGUAACGUAGUUCAGAAGUCCUUUGAACUAUGUGUUUACUGGUUUGAAGUAAAGAGGAUGAAGCCUUGCUUUUGGGAAGACUGCAUCUUUAUCUCUGUGGUUUCUGGAUAAGAAAUGCACCUUGAAAGAGAUGUUGAUGUCUGAGUAAAGUCUGGUUCCUGCAAUAAUAUAAGCUUUUCUGGUAAAUACAAGGAUUAGUGUGCUGAUGUUUUCUGCAGCUAUUAGGUCAGGAUGUUAGUCAUUCAUUCCAGGUAGUGAGCAGAGACCGAGACAAGACUGGGCAGGGCACCAGUGUUUCUCUCUCUGCCACCCCUUCUCCCUCCCUCUUUCUCCCUCUUUCUGCCACCCCCCUUUCUUCUGCCACCCCUUUCCCUCUUUCUCUCUCCCCCCUCCUUCCCACUCGCAUGGAACCGCUCCUGGUUUUGUCCAAAGGGUGGUAGAUUCUAGGCUUUCUGAUGGCAGUGGAGUAGUGAGGCGCCAGGGCGUGGGGUCAGUAGUUUGGCUGUGCUCUUUCCGGGGGGCUGCUUCUUUGUGAAUCUCUCAGCCUCUCUCUUCCUCCGGCAGCUGUAACUGUAAUUCCCACAUGCCUCCCCCAGUGAAAGUGGCCGUCGCAGGGGACCAGAGCUACCUGAGCAUCGUCCUGCGCUUCUUUGUGGAGCAGCUAGCCGGCAAGACCCCGGACUGGCUCAACUAUCUCCGUUUCCUCGUGGUGCCGUUGGGUAAGAGCUUUGCCAUGGGGUGGGGUGGCUGUCCUGGAAGGCCGCUGUGUCUUCCCUGCUAAGAUGUCCGCCCUGGUUGACCUGUGGGAACGUCCCUUUGGCCUCUCCAACUGGAAAAAGAAAAAGAUGGGCUGGAAAUAGUGGAGGCAAACCAGGCGAAACAGGAUUUUGCCCUUUGGCACAGCUUCCUAAGGCGGUACAAGCUUUGCUCUGCUUGCCUUCUCCAGUGUCGUAGGUAUUUAUUUAUUUAUUUUACAAAAUGCUUCCUUUCCUCUGUGUCGUUCGCAGGCUCUCAUCCUGUGGCCAAGUACCUUGGCUCUGUGGACAACAGGUACAGCACCUUGUUCCUGGAUGCAGCCUGGAGAGAGCUGUUUAGCAGAAUUGAGCCCCCUAGUUCAGGUAAGUAGUCCAAGCAGGACUUUUUAAAGACAACAUCUUUAUUGAAAAUCCAAAAAGUACAUAAUUAUAUUUGAGACGUAGAUAAAAGAGAGAGAAAGAGAAAUAGAACCCGUGUAGAAGGGGAAAGAAAGGGGGGGGGACCCAAAACUAUAUUUUACAAAGUUGUUCUUGUGCUUCACCAGAUCUUAACCUAUAACAGUAUUUGUAAGAAUGGAUUCCAAAUAUCAUGGAAUUUGUCCAUGGCAAGUCUGCGUUUAUAUGCAAGUUGUUCAUAAGUUGCGAGUUUGUAUACUUCUUCAAUCCAAUCGUAGAAGGGAGCCACAUUUUUAUUUUUCAGUCUUUUUGCUGUGGUAAGGGCACGGACAGUCCACUCGUAUUGUCCUUUUGUAAGGUUCCAUGUGCUGGGUAUAUAACUCAAGAGGAUGUUUUGCUCUGUAAAUGUCAGGUUGUUCCGUACAGUUCUGUUGAUAGUUUCAGUUACCUUCUGCCAAAAAUCUUUCAAUAUAGGACAAAGUAGGCCUGUCUCCAGCUGGGGAGGAGCAGGGUGGGACCGGGUGGGAUGGGGCAGGGGCCUUGUUCCUUGAGGAUGUUCUGCCUCGUCUAACUCUUCCACUCGCCUCCUUCCAGACACAGUGGAUGUCCCUGGUCGGGUCGUCCAGUUCAUCACUGGCGCCAAUGUAUCCCACCAGUUGCCCAUUUCCGAGGCUAUGUUAACCUACAAGCAGAAGAGGUAAGAGACCAUCUUCCUUUCACACACACACACACACACACACACACACACACACACACACACACACACACACACACACACACACACACCAUGGGCAAACGAAGGAGCUACUUAGACCCACCUUCUACACCACAUGGGACCCUAUCAUGGGCCAUGACUGCUUCCCCGGAUUCCCAAGGGAUAGUGUGCUGGGUUGGGCAGUGGUGCAGAAGCUACAUAGAGAGUCCCACUCUUUGUUGCUGGCUUUUCCCUGGCUCCUGGAUGGCUCCAGUGUCUCUGAACCUGCUCCUGAAGCACAGUAGGGUUGAGAGCAGAAGGAACAGGCAGCUCUUCUGUCAUGGGGCAGAGAAGAAAACCUUCUCCCAGGCGCCAGGAGAAAGGCAGGCCCGGUCAGUGGUUUUUGGGAAUUGCAAGUACUGUUUCUGUGCUUCCUCCCCCCGCAGUUCAGGUGUGUGGGGUACUUCAAGCCCUGCUGUUCUCUGCUUGCCCCUACAGCCAUCGGGGACUGGCACACAGUACGUACGGCUGGCUUGCUGCACUCCCCGCGGGAGCUUCUGCAGGGUUAGGGGCUCUGCUUUGGGCCGGGACAUGUCCUGGGAUGGGUGUCACCACGCCCCAGCCAGGCAGGGAAGCCUGUGAGUUUUGGGCACAGGGGAACUUCAUAUCCGUCAAACUGGGGGUGGUGGUGGGGUGUCCUUCAAACUCAUUUCAGAGUCUUGGAGCAUCAAGUGGAAGCAAAAUGGGCGCUGGCUUCUGAGCACUGCAUCUCCACCUCCAACUCGCCACUUACAGUAGUUUUACUUGCCACUAAGUUAGACCUUGGACGCGGGUGGUGCUCUGGGUUAAACCACAGAGCCUAGGACUUGCCGAUCAGAAGGUCGGCAGUUCGAAUCCCCGCGACGGGGUGAGCUCCCGUUGCUCGCUCCCAGCUCCUGCCAACCUAGCAGUUCAAAAGCACGUCAAAGUGCAAGUAGAUAAAUAGGUACCGCUCCGGCGGGAAGGUAAACGGCGUUUCCGUGUGCUGCUCUGGUUCGCCAGAAGCGGCUUAGUCAUGCUGGCCACAUGACCCUGAAGCUGUACGCUGGCUCCCUUGGCCAAUAAAGCGAGAUGAGCGCCGCAACCCCAGAGUCGGUCACGACUGGACCUAAUGGUCAGGGGUCCCUUUUGUUGGCUAUUUGCAGUUUAGUUGCGCUGCAGAAAGCUUGCUGGGGAGACCACACAUUACAAGGAACUCAAAAAUAACUUUAACAAGGUUUUAAUAAAAAAAACAAAAACUCCUUUUACACUAAAUAUAUCAAUAAGCAUGACCCAUCCACCAGGGUGCUGAGAGAGCUAGGUGCUGCUCUUUAUAUACUAUACCCAAUUGCUGACACAGCUUAAUUAACACAACUUAGCAGCACCUGCUAUACUGUUUCACAGCUGUAAAACUGGGUCUCGUUAUUUGCUCUGGCCCUUAAAGACAUACACAUCUUGUGGAACCAUAAUGAACCUUCACAUUUAAAGAGACUAUUCAACACCUUAACCUUUACCUUUAAGUUAGACCUUGGACUUGGCAAAAUAUGGGCAAUGAAGCUCAUGGAGCUGGGGGUUUUUUGCAGGCAUGGGCAACAUGUCAUUGAUGCAAUAAUAGUGCAUUAGUGGUAGAUUUGUACUGGACCGUUUUCACUUCAUUAUGCUUCAUUAGUUGUUUGGUGAUGCUUCCUCGAUGCGAUCUCAUUCUUGGCAUCAGAACAGGCCCUACAGCAAGGGUGGCCAACUGCAGCGACCACCACGUGCAGAAUUUGGCACAGUAUUUUGUGUGCAGACUGCAGAGCUUCGCUUUGGGCAGGGUUUGGCUUUUGACGUUCCUUUUCAGACAUCUGCAGCGGUGGAUGCCGGAGGUGUAGCGAUGCGUCACAGCAAUGCAUGUGUGCAGCUAGCUUGCCCACGGGCUGCCACACAGUGUGCCCAGGCGCUUCACAUAGUUAGCGCAAGCUUGUGGUUGUGCAACUCAAUGCCGCUGUCGGAAAACUGAGGCUGGGGAGAGAGGUUGCUUUGUGUUGGGGCAGGGCGGGGAAGAGUCUGCAGUGGUCGACUUAAGAGGAGUUCAUCCAUGGUGACCUGAAAACUCUGGGCUAGCCUAUCCCCACUGCACUCUGGGCUGGCCUAAUGGGAGGGGGGCCCAGUGGCCCUGCAGCUGUGUCAUAUUCCCAUCAGUCCCAGGCAAUGUGAGUUGUGGUCCAGCAACAUCAGGAAGGCCGCAGGUUCCUAACCUCUGAAAUAGAUGGUUUUACUACUCCACUGGCAACUAGCCUACAUGUAGUUUUCAGUCCUUCGCCAAGCUGGUAACCUCCAUCGUUGUAGGACUUCAAAUGCCAUCAGCCUCAGCCAGAGUCCCAGUUAGAGGGUAGAUCCACCUUCCCCAGCCUGUAGUUGGACUCCAACUCCCAUCAUCCCUGACUGUUGGCCAUGCUGGCUGGAGCUGAUGGGAAUCAGAGUCCAACAACAUUUGGGGAUCCAAGGUUGGCCAAUGCUGGCGUCGAGCAGAGUACGUAUUCUGGAACCCACUGCAAAGUGUAGCAGCUUUAGGGCAAUUUAUUCGGGGUAUUCCAGAAGCCGUGUGUGUUAGAUGCGGAAAAUGCUCUUCAAAAGCGUGAAAACUGUGGCAUCAGCUCCAGCAUCAGCCUACUAAAUCCCAAGAUCAGGUGGAGAGGACUCUGGGCGUGCUGUUGUCAUUUACACGGGACAUUUACAGGUCUGCCAGGGCAUCUGAGUAAGACUGUGUCAUAAAAAACCCCAAACAAACCCAAUUAUUAUUAUUAUUAUUAUUAUUAUUAUUAUUAUUAUUUUGUUAUGUAUAUGCUGCCCAUCUGGCUGGGUUGACCCAGCCUCUCUGGGCAGCUCCCAACGAAACCCAGCGGUGCCUGCCAGGCCUGGCGCCAGGAGUGGGCCCAGCUCAGUAUCUGCCUGUGCCUCAGCAAGGGGCCGUUGGCCAAGGAUGGAAGAGAGGCAGAACCCCUCUGGUGCUGUAAGACAUUAUGUGUACUGACAGCAGCCUCUGCCAAUCUGGUGCCCAGCCAGUAGUCCAGUUCCAGGUUUUACAGAACCAUCCCAAUCAAUUCCGUUUAGGCUACUGGAUGGAAUGGAAUGAUUCUGUAAAUAAAGAUGGUUCGCCGGCAGGUAAGAAGACAGUCUUUCCCAGUCUGAUGCUCUGCAGAUGUUUUGGGCUGGCCAAACAAGUUUUGCCUUCCUUUCUCUUCAUGCAGCUGUCUCCCCUCCACCACCUCUUUUCUCUUUUUGGCCCUUCUGCAGGAGACCCACCCCACCCCACCCCACCCUGGCCCUCCCUCUCCCUCUAACUAAGCAAGAGCCUCCCUCUUCUUUGGGGUCACUGUGCAGUUUGGACCCAGAGAGAUGAGGGCGCAGGCAAAUGGGCUGGGGUCAGAAGGCUGUGGGUCUUUAAUGGGGGGGGAUGAGGAUGGUGAUGAUGAUCAUGAAAUUACCCACCCUCCAUCCUAAGAUCCUAGGGUGGGUUACUAGUAUUAAAACAUGUUAGAAACACUUCAAAACAACUUACAAACAUACAGAAAGGUGGGUCCUAAAAGCAUGCACCUGAAAAGCCAGGUAAAGAGGUGAUGUCCCAGUCCCCCCUCCCAAAAAAAGAUCUGGAGCCAAAUGACAAUGCCUACAUUUUUAGUAUGAUUAUGGUUAAAUUCAUUUAAUCACCGGCAGGGCUCAGUGUGGCUGCCAAGUGGAGCAUUAAAAACAAUUGAAACAGAUGGCAAUCACAGGGAUAGCUGUUUGUUUACUAUUGGGUUUGUUUCCUGUUGCGCAGUUGUAUAGGCCACCCCUUAUCUGUACUGAUACCAGCGAAGGGCAAGCCAUAAACCCAGGGGGUGGGGGCCAUUUUCUAGCCCAUGGUUGCAUUCCUUUGUCUCCAACAUCCGCCAUGUGUGAUCUAGUUGAGAUUCCUGCUUUGCAGGGGGUCAGACUAGGUCCCUUUGCACUCUGCAGUUCUAUGCUCCUAUAAAUAGGCUGGGCAACCAAAACACAAACAUCGCAGGUGUCCCAAGGCCAGGGUAAACAGGUGUGUCUUCAGGGAGACAUCCCCCUUCCCCUACUUCUGACUCGGUUCACAAGCUCAGAACCUGGCUGCUCAGAUUCAGCCAGAAGAAGCUUCUCCCCCUGCUGCUCAAGAGUUCAGGACCCCUCUCCUCCCCAAAGCCGCCAUUCAGACGGACACCACUUCCGUGUGUGUGUUUGGGUCACCUCCCGGCGCCCGUCAUCUUAGUGACCGCUUACGUUCCAGCAGUUCUUUACGCCUCUCCCUCUUCUUGGUCUUUUUUCUUUCUUGUUUGUUUUGGCAUUCAAGGAAAAGAAGCCUCUAUUUUGAUUUUUAUAUCAGGUAUUGGAACUGUGGCUUGCUGCAGUGUUGCCCUUCUUCCCCAGUGUCUGUCCGUCUCCUCUUUGUCCAGGAAGAGAGCUGACUCCUGCCUCCUUUCUCCCGACCCCUGUCUUCUGCCUUGUGUGAGACAAGGGCUGCUGCCUGUUCCUGGUUGCAUGUUGGGGAGGGAAGGAAAGCCCCCCCCCACUUCCUCCUGAGCCUCUUAAGUGCAUCCAUCCCUGUGCUCCUCGUCUUAUUCCUUCCCUCCUGCAACCUUUCCUACGCCGUGUGAUCCUGUGCUCAGCAUUUGGGGUGGCCGGGGGUGGGGUUGCUUUGCUGCGUAAGGCAGAGGAGUCUGUCCUUCUUCCCUCGCCCCCCCCCCCGUCCCAUCCUAAAGAUGAGACGACAUCGCUUUGGCUUUCUCAGAACGGCUGCUUGUUUAUAACUCUUUGCUGGCUGGGGGGGGUGGGGCGGGGCGGAGGCUGCGCACUGACGAGACACGUCAACAAGGACAGGGACAAAAUAGCCUGGAUGAAGGUGAGGUGGGGUGGGGGCCAUGUCCCUUGGCAGCUCAGGAGGAUGGUGAGCAAAGGAUGAUGGGAGGUCCUGCUGGCUGCAUGAGCUACCCCCUUCUCCACAGUUGCCUUUCCAGGCCAAGGAUUCUUUCCAGGAGGGGGGGCGGGUUUGCAGCUUUUAAUUGCCUCUGCUCCAUUUCACAGCCCUGACGAGGAUUCCUGCCAGAAGUUUGUGCCGUUUGUUGGGGUGAGUGCUGUUGUUGGGGGGCCACUAGACCACUCAGAAAAGCCCUUGCCCUUCUCCUUGGCAGCACCCAUAUAACUUGUCUUGCAAGUUAAUGUUAAGAGAGCCAGUGUGGUGUAGUGGUUAAGAGCGGUGGACUCGUAAUCUGGUGAACCGGGUUCGUGUCUCCGCUCCUCCACAUGCAGCUGCUAGGUGACCUUGGGCUAGUCACACUUCUCUGAAGUCUCUCAGCCCCACUCAGCUCACAGAGUGUUUGUUGUGGGGGAGGAAGGAAAAGGAGAAUGUUAGCUGCUUUGAGAUUCCUUCGGAUAGUGAUAAAGUGGGAUAUCAAAUCCAAACUCCUCUUCUUCUUCUUCCUUUCACCUUCCCCAAGAGAGGAGGUAGUUUGGCAGGAAGCCACAGUCACUGUCCUGUGAGGUGUUUGUUCAACCUUUGCUGAUCUGGCACCUUCCAGACAUUUGGGACUACAACUCCCAUCAUCCCCUGCCAGCAUGACGAAGGCUGUGUUAGCCGCUCCUUGGCAUGGAAAGCUGGCUCUUGGCAAGUCUUUGGGUACUGACUGAGGCUUUUCUCCUUGUUCCUUGGCAGGUGGUGAAAGUGGGCCUUGUGGAGCAGUCCUUCAACACCUCAGGUGAGAAGAAGGCACUGAGCCAGGUGCCCGUAGGCUACGGCCAAGACAGCCUGGCUCUGGUCUCCCACCCAGCCUGCAUCUUGCAAGGACCCAGCACAGAUCCUUCUCCAAUUUGCUGGUGGGAUCUGGUGGCUGGGCUCUGUCUCCACAGUUAGAGGCAACAAUGCUUCUAAUAGCAGUUGCUGGAAACCGCAGGAGGGGAGAGGUCUCUUGUGGUCAUAGCUCGCUUGUGGGUGCCCCAUGGGCAUCUAUCUGGGUGGCCACUGUGAGAACAGGAUGCUAGACUAGAUGGUCUUAUGUAAUAACUGGAUCUUUUAAUGCUUGGUGUUUUAUUGUGUUCUUAUAUCUGUUGGAAGCUGCCCAGAGUGGAUGGGGCAACCCAGUCAGAUGGGCAGGGCACAAUUAUUAUUAUUAUUAUUAUUAUUAUUAUUAUUAUUAUUAUUGACUAGGCUAAGCUGUGUCUAACAACAGUAAGCUCCCCAAGGUGUUUUUGGUGCAAGGCUGUAAAUCCCAGCUUUGGGAGAGCAGGUUAUAUAAAAGAUGUAAAACAUACAAUGAAUGAGGGUGCUUCCAGGUGUCACUAUUUCCAGGCAGGAUUCAGUCACAGGCCAGAAAAUUAAGAUUGUGCAGGCUGUAAGGUUGCUAUUGCGCAAUAGAAACACAUGCCUGCAUGUAGUGGUUCUAGGGGUUGCUCAUGCGUAAGCCGGUGCAAACACCUGGCUGGGUUGCCUGAGUGAACCUUUUGUGUCCGGACAGCCACUCACCCGUGGCUGUCUCAAUCGCUGGCAGAAUCCGUCAGUGGGCGUUUCUUAAACUUCUUCCAGCAAAGAAGCUCUUUGACGCCUAGUCUCCUCCUACUCUCUCUGCACGAAAGCCUUCUGCGCAAGGAGGGCGUAGGCAGCGGAGGACCCCUACUCUCCCCGCUGGUCCCCGGCAAGGAGUCAUGGGACCACCUCGCCACUUCCCCCAUCUGCCCCCCUUCUCCACUGGUGCUACGCUGAUUCUCUUCCCCAGAAGAUGGGCUGCCUCUCCCAAUCCCGGGACGCUCUCUGGAAUCCCUCUGGAUUUUGCUCUCUCCCUCCGGCACUGAUGGCAGUUCCCUGACACUGCAGAAUCAAGACUUUUUUGCAAGAAGACGAAUGAUGGGGGAAGCCAUUGGGAAAGGUGGAGCGGCAUUUGAUUGAUGCAACAUCACCUAACCUUCCUGCAGACAAAGCAUAACAAAUUAUUAUUAUUAUUAUUAUUUAUACCCCGCCCAUCUGCCUGGGCUUCCCCAGCCACUCUGGGCGGCUUCCAACAAAAUAUUAAAAUACAGUAUGCAUCAAACAUUAAAAGCUUCCCUAAACAGGGCUGAUAUCUUCUAAAAGUCUGGUAGUUGUUCUCUUUGACAUCUGGUGGGAGGGCGUUCCACAGGGCAGGUGCCACUACCAAGAAGGCCCUCUGCCUGGUUCUCUGUAACUUGGCUUCUCGCAAUGAGGGAACGCCAGAAGGCCCUCGGUGCUGGACCUCAGUGUCCAGGCAGAACGAUGGGGGUGGAGACGCUCCUUCAGAUAUACUGGACCGAGGCCAUAGUAAACAUCUAAGACAGUCGUCUAAGCUUCCCCCAAACUUUGUGCUCAAGAAACGGGUCAUCUGGAAGCACUCUGAAUUGGAUGGAUGAUAAAAUGCCACCCGGGUCCUGAAAUCAGCCACCAUCUCCCUGGUAUAAUAUGGCCAUUUCCCCCCUUUCCUUAGUUGAUUCUGACGAUGUGACCAUCUGCACCACUUCGCUGCUCAGCUCGUCGUCUCCAUCUGGCGGAGGCGUCCCCUAUACCAAGGAGGUGGUGGGUACCCCUCCACCCUCCCCAUCGGUCAGCAGCGGGCUCUCGGGAGCUGGGUAAGUGGCACGCUUCCACCUCUGUCCCCCUCAGAACCUGCGGUGGUACAGUCCGGCCUCAGCUAUGCCAUGUGGUUCUGCUGCUCACCUAGCUUGGCUCGGGGUCCAUUUUGGUUGCAGCUUCUGUUUCCCCUCUUCCUUCCAGCAACCUGAGUCCCGGCGUGGAGGUGAUGGGCCUGCAGGUCGAUUACUGGACAGCGCAGGGUCCAGAGAAGAGGAAAGAGGCCGAGAAGCGGGAGACGGGCAUAAAAAACACCCUGAAGAGCAAUUUCCGCUCCCUGCAGGUCAGCCGCAUCCCUGGCCCUGGGGAGCUGACCGCCCCCAACACCAUGGCCAUGACUGUGGUCACCAAGGAGAAGAAUAAGAAAGGUAAUCUUCCCCAGAAGCAUCACAGCUCUUUGUUGUCUGCCUAUACCAGCUCAGCCUGCUCGUUUAUUUAUUGCUGUUAUUUUACUUUUGACAUUGAUUGGUUUCCUACUAGCCCAAGAGUCUUCUAGUUCAAACAGUGGUCCCUGAAUUACCAGCGAUCCCAUUUAGGUGGGCCAAGACGUGCCAAUGGAUUUGUGGUUGAAGACAGGAAACAGAACGUUCCACACAAUGCAUACAGUGGUACCUCGGGUUACAGACGCUUCAGGUUACAGACUCCGCUAACCCAGAAAUAGUACCUUGGGUUAAGAACUUUGCUUCAGGAUGAGAACAGAAAUCGUGCGGCAGCGGUGGGGCGGCAGCGGGAGGCCCCAUUAGCUAAAGUGGUACCUCAGGUUAAGAACAGUUUCAGGUUAAGAACAGACCUCCAGAACGAAUUAAGUUCUUAACCCGAGGUACCACUGUAUUACAUUUUAAUUGCAUUGUAAUUGCUUUUCUUAUUUCUUACAUUGCACUUCAUUUUAUUACGGUUCAAAUUUCACGGAAUUCAAAAUGUUAUACAAUGAAAUGCAGUGUGUAAGAAACAAAAGAAGCAGUGAAAACACAAUUGAGAAUCAUAAUGCAUCAUAGCUGCCGCUUCAGGCAGAAAAAUUGGUGAGUGGGCUGGCAAAACCCUCAGCAAAUUUCAAAUGCUCUGUGGGGCAGGGGGGAAAGUUUGGGAACUGUCCUUAUAGUCCUCAUGGGCAGACUCUUUGCAUGCGCUGUGGAAAGGGGCAUGAAACUUUUCCAGUGCUUGCUCAGCGAUAGGAUUUCACUGUGUGGACAUCUGUUGAAUCUCGAAUGGUUAUCUUUUGGCAGUCAUGUUCCUGACUAAGAAAAACAAAGAGAAGGACUUGGAACCGAAGAGUCAAGUAAUUGAGGGGAUCACACGCCUGAUCUGCACAGCCAAGCACCAAAACACCAUGCUCCGUGGUGAGUGGGCCUUUUCUGUGGCGGCUGAGUUGUUGUCCUUUUCUGAAUAGCCCUAGCCAGAGCUCCGUUCGCCUCGUGGCUCCGCCAGCGCUCUACAACAGGGUGUUCGCCAACCUAUUUGGAGAGAGUACAGUCAUUGUUACUUCCAGCCCUCACCUACCAACCUGGUACUGAUUGUGGAGAUCACACAAUAACGAUUUCACACUCACAUGCUGUUGAUGUUUUAAUAAAAGGGGAGUUUCCCCCCAGUACCAGGGGAAAUCUACUAGGUGGCUAAUAAUAGUAAUAAUUUAUUAACUGUACCCCUCCCAUCUGACUGGGUUCACUCUGGGUGGCUUCCAACAUACAGUGGUAUCUCGGUUUAAGAACAGCCCUGUUUACGAACUAUUCGGUUUACGAACUCCACAAAACCGGAAUCAGUGUCCCGGUUUGCGAACUUUACCUCGGUCUCAGAAUGGAAUCCGAACGGUGAAAGGGCACCGGCGGCAGUAGGCUUCAUUAGGGAAAGCGCGCCUCUGUUUAAGAACUGUUUCGGUUUAAGAACGGACUUCCGGAACGGAUUAUGUUCACAAACCGAGGUACCACUGUACUUAAAAGCUUCCCUAUACAGUACUGCCUUCAGAUGUCUUCUAAAAGUUAUAUAGUUGCUCAUCUCCUUGACAUCUGAGGGGAGGGUGCCACUACCAAUCCACACUCACUCAUUCUCCCUCUCUCUCACAGACCACACAUUCACUCAUACUUCUUUGUGUCUCUCUCACACACAUACCUCUCCUUUUCAGACCACACAUGCAUAUGCUCCGUCUUUCUCACACACAGACCACAUGUGCAUCUCUUCCUCUCUCACACACCUAGACAUGUGCAAGACUUUUCCAAGGGCAGCAGGGAGGCACAAGUACAACGCUGAAAGAGCAAGCAAAUUUCUCGCAAACCAUAGGCAGAAUGGUGUGUGCAUUUGGCUUCAUAUUGCACAUCCUAAAAACACUUCUUACUCUCUUUUUAAGUAGAAGAUGGGAAUCUGGGGCUUAAUGGAUCAUCCUGGGGGCACAGAAAAAGGCCUCCAGGGGCAGCACAGUGAAAGUUCGUAUAAGAAGGUUAGUGGAGAAUGUAGGCACAAUUCAGGCUGCGGGAUUAUUGCCUGAAUUCUCCACCAAUCUGUUACACCGUGGUAUCUGCAAGCCCUAAGUUAGCAACCUCUGGGCUUAACUUGAACGGCAUUUCCUCCUCCACCACCAGCACACAAGAGCCAGUGUGGUGUAGUGGUUAAGAGCGGUAGUCUCGUAAUCUGGGGAACCGGGUUCGCGUCCCCGCUCCUCCACAUGCAGCUGCUGGGUGACCUUGGGCUAGUCACACUUCUCUGAAGUCUCUCAGCCCCACUCACCUCACAGAGUGUUUGUUGUGGGGGAGGAAGGGAAAGGAGAUUGUUAGCCACUUUGAGACUCCUUAGGGUAGUGAUAAAGUGGGAUAUCAAAUCCAAACUCUUCUUCUUCAUCAUGUCUUGCUCUUCCCUGGAAGCCCCAGUUCAGCUUCUCUUCUGAACGCUUGCUUCCACACCUUCCCUGCUCCUGGCCUGAAUGUCCUUCCUCUCUUUUGCCUCCUCUCCUGCAGUUUGUAUUGACGGCAUCGAGUGGAACGAUGUGAAGUUUUUCCAGCUGGCCGCACAGUGGCCGACACACGUCAAGCAUUUCCCCAUCGGCAUCUUCGGCUACACAAAGAGCGCGUGAGGAUAAAGGAAAGGAAGCAGCCCGAGGCAACAGCCUCGGGGAGGACUUGGGCUCUGCCGUGCUGAACAGAGGAGGGACAAUCCAGCUCCUUGCUUCUGCCGAAGAUGACUGACUGGACUGGACUGGACUGCCUGAUGGCCCAGGGCUGGAGCCCUGAUCCGGCCAGGGCUCUCUUUGGCUCCAUUUGUUCUGUGCAAGGAGCAUCCCGAUUUGCUUUACGUCUCACCCAUGAGGUUUUUUUUUUGUUUUCGUUUUAGUUUUUAACGUGAACUUGGUCCUAGGAAACGGAAGGAAGGCACACACACACCUGCACCAUUCACAGAGCUUUCUCAGCCUGAACUCUUGAAGACUCGGCCGUAGGGCCAGUCUCCCUUGUUCCAGGAAUGAAAGAGGCCAGGGGGGAACUUGCACAGCUCCCCAACCAGCCGGCGGCUCGGGGCAGCUGGGGCUCUGUUCCCUCCCAUGCCUUGCCAUGGGCAAGAAAGGGGGUUUGCUCAGCCAGGCUCACCCCAUUGCAUUCUGGGCAAGCUGGACCUCUGCCCACAAGUGCCACUCUGCAGUGCCCGCCCCCAGUGCACAGAGGGCUCCUGGGAUCUUGGGUACCUUGCCAUCUUUUAACACAAAGUAGCUUUCCCCGUCUCUCCUAAAAAAUACUUGGCCCCUCCUGCUUGGAGUGGGUCUGGCACUGCUCAGCUUCUCAUGCCCCGAGGAGAUGCCAAGGCGGGAGUAUAGAAAGCAAGUGGUACAGAGAUGGCAAAAAGGAAAGGCAGGGGCAGCUCGUUUCUGCAGCAGGCAGCUGGUCCAGGUACGAGCUGCUUUGUGUAGUUCAAGACGUUGGCAAGACAAAAGGCUGGAGCUGCUGCGCUGUUGUUUGCUUCCCCCCAUUUGUCAGGGGGGAGGUGGCACAGGAGUGCCUCAGCCCAGGGCAGCGCUUGCCUCUGGGACCCGAUACAGAUCCACAGACGGCGGGAUUGCUCUGGUGCAGCAGAGCAAAGGGACUGAACCCUAGAACGGCUGGUUCUUUGCCACUUUAAAGCACAGUAGGCCGACCUCCAGGGCAAAAGGCGGGAGAAACUCAAAUGAGUGCCAUUCCAAUGGAAUAGGAAGGGGGAAGGGCCUUGCUAAAGCAGCACAGCUUCUAUAGGGCUGGAGGGGGAAGCCGAGGGGCUUCUUCACUAACCAAUCUGUUCUGGCUUUUAUUUGUGGGGGGCAGGGGGAAGUACAGAGAAAGCAGGACGAGAGAAAAAGAGAGUUGCGGCAGGGCAAGGCCCUCUUCUUGCAGGAUGUACUGCAGCUGUGUGUAAAACAGUGUGUGCUUUGAUUGCCGCAUUGCUGGGCCCUGCUAGGUAGGUGAAGCAAGAGGGGGAGCCAUUGCUCGCACAGCUGGGGGAGGCCAGGCCAGAGGCCCCUGGGGCCUGUGCCCCCGGGAAGGCUUUCUGGCCAAGGCGCUGUCUUGCGAUGGAGCACCAGCUUACACGCCAUGCACUCCAUUGACGGCCACUGCACUCACUGCAGCGCUCUCCUGAGCUCCGCAAGCCGGGCCGAGUUGCACCUUCGCGAGGCAGGUCUCUUGCAGAACAGGAUGUACGAGGAGGAACAAGUUCCUUUUAAAAAUGACUGACACACAGACACAGAUAUACACAUGGACACAUCCUAAAAUCCAACACGAGUACCAGAACGAGAGAGCCAGUAACUGCAGCAAAGGUGUCCUGAGCCUCGCCUUCCCGUGGCAGCUAUUUGUGCCUCUUUGCCCUCCUCUUCCCUGACGAGACCCGCCAGUGCCCCCCCCAACCCCUUCCCUUCUCUCUCCUUUUCUCAAAAACCAAGUGGACUCCAAGGCCCAGGCCUCCCUGCCUUCCUGGAGCUCCUUGUGUCACUAGAACUGCCAAACCAACCUUCCCCUGCCUUGAAAGUGUAUCCUACCGAACUCAAGAGACCUAAACUGUGGUAUUGCGCCUGCUCGUCGGACGCAGCUGCUCGAGGUUAGGAGAGCAGGGAUGGUGGGUUAACCCCAUUUUUUACAAGAUUCUAUUUUUGUUAAACUUAAUGUAAGGUUGCUUUCUGGAUUAAUUUUAAUAAAUUAAUGCUGGUACCAUUGUG